AUGAUUUGGUAUGUGGCCACUCUGAUAGCAAGUGUAUUCAGCACCAGAGGAACGGCCGCUCAAGGUGAGUUGAAGUGCAGUAUAUCUAUAGCAUAUGAUUUCUGCUGUGCUCGCUUGGUGAGCUUGCUGCUGCAUUUUCCCCUUUUUCUGUGUUAGCUCGUGUGAAGUGUGGGGCUUUUUUCGUUUCUAACAAAUGGCUGCAUAUCUCAUAUGUCACGUGAAAGUUCAGCCCUGCUUAAAUCGUAUCAGUGGAAACAGCAAUUGUCUUGAAACGGCUCAUAUGCAUGAAAUGUGAGACAGGGUGCAUUGGGUGCAAACGUGCAGAAUGGUUGUCCUAAUGCAAAGAUAGGCUGAUUGAUAAGGCUGCUGGUGGCUCACGGGGCCUGUAUUUGUGGGGAUCCAUGAAGGCUCGUUUGUGUGAUAAAACAAGCAGCAUAUUGGAGAUAACGUCCCCGCUGCUGAGGGGGGAAAUGUGUGCAUUGUAUCAUAGCAAGCAGUCCCAUUUGAGUUCUCCAGAGGGGUGUGACCGUCUCAGGCCUUAAGAUGGAAAAGUAACUAAAUAAUGCAUUGCAUGUCAGAUAAAAUGCACUCUUGAUUUGAUACUGCAUGCAUGGGAUUUGAAUGAAAUCCACACUGCAUAUGGAGACGGCCACAGUGCUAUGUGUGAUUCACUGAACACACACACACAGUGCAAAGGCUCCCCUGCUGCUGAUCUAUCAUAAACUGAUCAGUUGUGGAGCAACAAACUGCACAAUGUCCCCCUUUUGUUCUCAUUUUCCCCUGCACUCUGUAUUGACCCAUGUACUUACUUAACCUUGCUUUUCCACUCUUGUCCAGAUGAGGGAGACAUGUGCCAAGCAGUCGCUUGGUAAAUGAUCCCAAUGACCCCUCAUAUACCCAGUCAGAACUGGUCUGCUCACAGGUCUAGCUCCUCCUGCAUUGAUAAGCAUGUUUAAGCUGAUAAAAAUGUAAAAACUUUCUGAAACAUGUUUGAUUUACUAACAUAGAGCCUCUCAGUGGUCUGACUGAUCUAAGUAGAAAUUCUCCAUCUUAUGAGGGGAUAGAUUUGGCUUAAUAAUAACGACUCUGAAGGUGUUGUCUGUUAUCGACACUGCAAUGAAGGUGAUUUACUUCUUUCUGCACCAAUGAGUCUCAAAUCACAACAUAGUCUGCGAGUAAUUACAAACGAGCCAGUCUACUUCCUCUACAGUGUCUGAACCCAGUCUGAUGCAACACAGAGUUUCUGAGAUGUAUGUGAACACUGACUGUGACUCAUUUUACACUUGCAUAUGCUAAUUAGAGGGAUAAUGCACCAAACUGUCACCAGUGUUACCGGGUCCUUGACAUAAUUUAUGCAUUUUUAUAUCAUGCAUAUAUAUACUUCUGUGCGCUUCAUUGCAGCAUAAUACCCAUAUGAUGUUGUCUAUUGAAACCUGUGUGUAAAGUGCCAAGUAAGUGAAAUACACUUGAAAAGAGGUGCGAAACACUGCAGUGAUUUAGUGACUGAAUUAGCUGUCAUGAGAGUGCAUUUCUGUCUCAAAGGAAAUAUUUUGGGGAAUAAGCUCAUCUGUUUGAUUGUCGAGAGCCAGCUGAGAAAGUCAGCUCUUUUCUUACACUCUACACUUAAACAUCUUUCUGUUAAUAUAGGUGAGCUUGACUAAAAGGUGAAACAGCCAGCUUGAUAUGUGUUGUAAAACUGGAGUGUAAUAUCAGAGAUGAUUAGGUUUUAGUUAGUUUGUGCUUCCUAGAUGUACAAAAAUCUUCUCUUUAGCACUGCUAUGCCUAACUGAUGUUUACUAAAAUUGUAAUGAAAAAUCGAAGUAGAAGUAGACUAGACUACUUCUUGGCUGGAAGCUGUGAGUGUUGCCACCUUCAAAAUGCAGGAAGUCACAAAUCUGUAUGAGCUGUUGUGUCUGUUUGAGCUUAUUAGUGAGCUUAAGAGGGCUACGAUCACUACUUCUGGACAGUACCAUGCUUGCUGUUUCCCCUUGCUGUGCUUCUUGUCUUUGCGCUAAGCUAAGCUAAAAUAAGCUACGCUAACUAGCUGCUGGUUUGUGUAGGAUUACAGAUUCCCCAAAACACUUCUAUUUCUUUAAAUUGUGCAAAUCAAAUAUGCUGCUUUCUUUAUGUUACUGAUCUGUGAUAGUCAGCUGCUAACCACAUGCUAUGACGUUGAAUGCCAAAGGCUAGUCGCAAGAUGUCAGCUGUUUUAGCAGCUGGGGUCUCCGCUGCUGCCAGUACGAUCCCACCCUUUCAGAUCGAAUGUCAUGCUACCAGUGAGAGGAUACCAUAUCAAAAAUAGAUGGGUGUUUAUUUUAUUUUUAAAUUUAAAAGCACUGAAGAGAUUUUAAUAUGUUUGUAUGUCCUCAUGCAUGAGCGAUACAGGUCAGAUUGAAGGUACCAGUGGACCUAAAUGAAAACAGAUGGUCCAAAGAUAACUAGCUUAAAAAAACCAAACAAACAGAAGAGCAGUUAGAAGAGGGCAGCUUGGUUGAGUGGAGACUUGGCUCCUUUUUCAUGACUCCUUUUUUUUUUUUUUAACUGUGCACUUUCUCUCAGCAUGGCAAAUUAACAAAAAAAUGGUAAUACUCAUUUAACAUGAAGUUUAGUGUAAUAUGGUAGGUUAAAAGUGUAAAGGUCCUUACACGCCGGGAACGACGCAAAUAUACGACACGAAAUUACGAAAUAUUCAGAGGCAAAUUUUGACAUGCCUGACUCAAGCGUGAUGCGAUUUUGCGACACGUCCUGGGUGGAAGCGAGAAGUCUGACACAACACCAGACUGACUGUUUUUAACAUCUGAUUAGACACGAGUGUUGAGAUGUCUGUCCAGUACCAGAUCAGAUAACCACAUUAAACUAUAAUCCAUAAACGUAAGCCAAAGUUACUUGGCACAGAUGAAAGUUAAAACAAAGUUGUUCAGCAAACUGUUAAAGCAUAUAUAUGGGUGAAUCUGACGUCUCAACAACACAAAAUCGGAUUGGUCAGAAGUGGACACACAGAAUGCGAAACUUUAGAAAAUUCAACCGUGAUACGAAAAAAUAAACGCCGCAAUUUCGCAGGAUGGGAAAACAUGGCUGAUGUGAACGCUUGUAUUGACAGGAAAUGGGUUCGAAAAAAAAUAUUGAUGUCUAGAUAAUCGCACGAAAAAAACUCUCCCAGUGUGUAAGGACCUCAAGUCUAGAAAGAGUGAAACCAAUUUAAUGUUAAAACUCAACUGCAUCAGGUAAUAUACCUUUAAACAUCUUUAGGGUGGUUCAAAGUGUUUUAAUUUGAAUAUACUCAUCUUGAAAAAUUUAUUCAAAAAUUUGAUGUUUAAUGCCUCUCGGCACUACUCAAAUAGUAAACUAUUUAACACUGCAUUUCACAGCAGUGGGAUGUUAAAUUGGGACCCAUGUUUGUAAGGUACAAAAAAGAGUGGUAUCAUCUGCAAACGAAGAUAGCUUGAUUGUUAUUCAGUACAAGUUUUUUGUAUUCUUUCCCCCAUGCCCUCUUUUGUAUUUGAACUCCUUUUAUCUGGGGGGAGCAUUUUAAAAGUAAUUGUUCCAUUUUCUACCGUUUUAGCAUUUCCUGCCUUUAUUUUAAAGUUUGAAGUUAGCAAGGCUUACACUUAACAAAUGCAAAUAAUCUCAUUAUUCUUAAGCCUUGACAUUCAAAAUUUACAUUAUUAUUUAAUGCCAAAAAAAAAAUAAAAUCUUGUGUGGUGCCAAAAUGACAAAUGAAAAUCUAUGUCAUUGUCAUUAAUUCAGCACACAAAAGUAAGGACUGAGCAUGGGUUGUGUUAAAUUCAGAUACAAUCACCUUGUCGUGUCAUUGUUUAAGUUUCGCCCACCCUAGAUGUCUGAGCACUUUGCACGUAAGCAAAAACAGAAGCAGCAGUUUCAUUGCUUUGUCUGCGUCUACACAGGAUGCAUUCAGAAACAGCAAUGACUUUAUGCCACCUGUUUUCACAGCACUCAGACGCAUUACAAAUGUUGAGCUAAAAUGCAGGAAAAUAGACUUUUUUGGGUUAUUCUUAUGCAUCUGUAGAAAGUUGUUUUGUUACAAAUAGAAGCGUAUAUAUAUAUAUUUCUGUCUGACACACAUGAGACCAUUUACUAAAAAGCGUGGCUGAAACACUGAAACACCUCUUGGGCUUUUUAUUAUUUUGCUGCUGGAGUAUUGUGGGCAAAAAUUGCUUUGCAGCUGAGGGGGAAAAACACUUUUGCCUGUUACUGCUACAGUGUGAAAAGUGUUGUUAGACCAUGGACAGACAAACAACAGCACUGUGGAGUAAGUGGCAGUCAAAGAAUCCAAUACCGUGGCCAAGAUGUGGUGCUGAUGCUGAGUUUCCAGGCGAUAAAUAGAGGAAAAUGUCCAACUAUAACACUGUCCUAUGCUGUCAGACCCUCCUGCAUAGUAUAAUCAGACUUUUGGUGUUGAAUUGAUCAUUUUAGCUCACCACUGCAGCUUAUUUUAGUUUUUAGAUGUAAGACUGUUUCCUGUCCAAGCGUGUGGUUAACAGCCUUGUCAUCUGCACCCAAUAAGUUUGCCUGCACCUUGUUGAUGAUCCCCUCAAUCUGGCAGUCCUGUUAUUCAUUGUGAGUGUGGGAAGUGUUUGGCUUUUUUAGUGAGCUGUUGUAUUAGUUUGUGGAUUAUCUGUUCAAUGAAAUAAUGCAUUAAAGUGUGUAGAACUCAAGGGCACGCACUUGGUAGAAAUAUGUUUAAAUGAGUCCAUGAUCAAGUGAGCACCAGAAAUACAUAAUUUUAUCAAUAUAGAAAGAGCCUUUUAUAGGAGUGAGUCUCCUCCCACAUACGCUGCUGUCUUGCAGCACCAUGUUUCUACUGCAGCACAGAAUGGACAAACUAGUGCGGUUGUGCAAAAUGCACCCAAUGUAAGAUAAAUAGGAGGAGAGUUGUUGUUGUGCACAAACAAGUUUGUUAUGAGAGACAUUUUCCAUGGUUAAGAUUUGACAAAUGGUGGCUCAUAGGUAUCUAGAAUUUUACUGCUGGAUAGUGCAAAAUAAAUAAAUAACAAAUCCAAUUUCUACACAUUUUACCUUUUAUAAUUAAAAUUUGGAAAAAGUAUUAACUGUUGUUACUUGCUCAUAAAUUAAACCAGCCAAUCCUGAAUUUUACCUUAUUGAGGUCAAUAUUGGAUAUGAUAAACAGCUUAGGAUAUUGCCGUGCUUGCAGUAUUAGUUAUUAGUCAUGCUGUCAUCAUGUCCUAUGACAAACAGUGUCCAUAUCUGUGUCACAUGACUUUAUAUUGUAAACAUGCUGCUGCUGUCACAUAUGCAGCAGCAAAUGCUCGAUUAAACAAGAUGGAUUAUUAGACAACAUUUUAUUUCUACCCGCCCCAGUUUUUGCUAAUUUUUGCUCAGGAUUUUUACAACUGGUGUCGACACCUGCAGCACAUUUACAUCACAGUGAUGUGAAAAUCACAUGCUAAAUUAGUGAUAAUGAUUGGUACAAGAAUACUAAAAAUGAGCAGAUGGUACCGUGGCUUCAUAGUUUUGGUCUUUCUUGCAGAUUUUAAGAUCAUAGUCAUAGAUUUUCAGUCAUAGAACGAAGGAGAUAUGAUAAAGAAGCAGCAGACCGCUUGUGAACUAGCUUGAAACAGCUCUCUAUGAGGUGAUUAGGUUCUUGUAAAAACUGUAAUUCCAUGUUCUUUGGUAAAUCCAAAUGCCGUUUUAGAUCGAACACCUCACUGAUAGCUCUAAUGGGGUUUCCUUGAUUUCUGGAGCCAGCCUCAAGUGGACACCAAAGGAAAUGCAGUUCGUUGUACUUCUGCAUCAGUCAAGUACCAGCUUUGACUACAACUCUUAGAGAAAUCAAAAUAGAUUCUUUCUCCAUCACCAGUGCAAUGCAAGUAAUGGUCUGACAACAUCCUGUACCCUCUUACAGGUCGUCUCAUGUCUCUGUUUCCGUUGCCGUACUUGAAAGAUAAAGAGAGUUUGCUUUUAUUUGACCUUUUUCUGUGGUUUGAACAUUGAUGAAGAUAUAAGCUAGUAAAAGUACAUAUUCAAACAAAUCAUACAUACAGUCUGUUUUUUUUAGACUUUGAAAUGUCAAGGUGUGACAUUUAAUGCCUGUAAACGCAUGGGUAAGUAAAUUCAACAGAAAGUCUCAGGUACAGGCCUUCAGUCACAUUAAAUAGUCAAAGAAGUUUUCUUGUGCCAAGUGCCCAUUGGGGAGGCAACAUAUGGUCAGGGAGACUCGAGGUUAGUUCAACAAAGUCAUCGGUGACUUGGCACCGGAUCAAGGUGGCAAAAGAGGGACGCUGAUGGCGAUACAGAAGUAAUUAAAUGUCAUUGGCAAGUGUCGGGGAGAGUUAUAUUUGAAGGACUAUUUUCAGCCUGAGUCACUGACGGCAGACGGACUCUCUCUCAGGUCCUGUGCUGGGACUUUGUGUUUUUAAAGCGUUUGUUGAGCUGGCUCUUGGCGAGAUGGUAAUCAUCUGUAAUGUCCUUCUUGUGAAACCGCUCCUUGAUGUUUCACAGGACCCUGAGCUUCCCUGUGGACUGCGGUUUGGCGCACUUGUUCUUGUCACAGGGUUUUCAUCUAAAGGCACAUGUCCUCGCAGACAGAGAGAUAUAGAAGCAGACAGCAUUUGUGGCAGUGUCAAAACUGCCACUCCACAUAUCUGAGGCCUCCCAGUGGUGACAAGGCAGCGUCGGGAAGCCCUCCUACUGCGUCUGGAUUCUGAGGUUUAGAUAGAUGAGGCUGUCUUUGGUUUUUGUGUGGAUGUUAUAGCUGUCUGGGACUCCGUGUGAGGCUGCCGUGCAUGGGAUGGUGGAGGAAAUGUUUUGACAGCAGUGUUUUAAUUUGUCGAACAUCUGCGGUGUUCCCAAAAGUUUUAAUGAUGUGGGGAAGGGACACUUUCUUUAAACUGCCUCUGGGAUAUUAAGUGUUGUUUUAUGUCUUUUUAUGUCAUUGAGAGACCAAAGUUUUUAUCUCAUGUUGAGUUGUUUUGAGGUGACAUCUAAAAACUAAAGAGCCUCUUGACCCCUGGGAGCUCUUGCAGGUCCUGGCAGUGUUUCAGUCUUUAAGGUUUGAUGAUGGGCACUAAACAUUACAGUACCACAGGGGUGCAGAGAAUGGUUUGGUCCUUCUUUAAAAGUAAUCCAUGCAGCUAUCGAAAACUGGAAAAUAAAAUAAUAAUACUUGGCAAAAUUCAGAUCCUUUAAUGCCAUUUUUGGUUUUCUCUGUCAGCAGUGCUGUGCUCAAAGUGUUAUGCAAUAUGCCUCUGGGAGAAUGAUUUAGUUUUGAAGCACCUGAAUUGAGGCCCACACUGGACUGGACUGCACCUCUAUCUGUGUGUGAUUUCUUAAAGCUGGUAUUCCCAUUAAAUUUGGGAGAAGAGAUCAGAUGUAAUAUGAAUGAAACUAGAACGAUCAGGCAAAUACACGCUGCAAAAAUGUAGGGGUAGUUUGUGCAACGUCAGCACACCUUGCGCUGAGAUGACAGGUAUGUGCUGCUAUGGUGACGAAACCAUUACCAUGAGUGCAUGUUGCUGUUUGUAGUGCAUGAAUUUUGUAUGAUGUACGACAUAGUAGCUUUACACUAAUGUGGAAAUGUUCAACUUUUAGUCUUGGAUUUAAAAUGAACAAAUACAGUAACAGCACCAGUGCUGCAGUGUUUAAAGUUUUACUUUAAAUUAAAGCUGCAAAAGUAAAAAUUUGUCUAAUUUUUAACCUUUUUUGCUUGAGGUAGUUUUGCAUGUGUUCAAUAAACUGUUCAGGUAAAUCUUCUAGUUUAGUUGCCAAGUAGGAAAAAAAACUUUUUAAAAUGCAUGAUAAUGAUAGCCUGCUGUCACCAGACCAGUUCACCUUGGUGAUUCAUUGUUCCAGGGGAGCAUUAGCGAUGGUUGCAUAUGUAAGUGCCCCUAGAAGCAACUGCAUAGACCCGCAACCAGUGAGAUUAUCACAGCAUGAGACUUAGCGCAUAGCAACGGAAAUAUGGACACCGGGGCAUGCAGAGGAAAGAAAGACCUUUCUUGUUCACACUUGUUUGUCCUUGUCUUAAAGGGGUAUUCCAGAGUAAAAUUAAUUUAGGGUCAAACACACUGUAACACCGAGUUAGACACCCCCAUGAGGGAUGGAUGUUGCCGACCGCUUGCUUCUCCAGUUUUACCAAUUUCAGUAACGACCGCACAAUAGCAAUACACAGUGGUCUGAGGAGCCAUAAACAAACCUCAACCAAAAUGCUACUCUAUAGCCACAAAUAAUGCUCAGAACAGCACCUAACUUCAUCAACAGUACAUAUAGGGUCCUAGCCACAGCACUAGCCACCAAACAUCUUUUUAACUUUGCCUGAUUUCUUUAGCAAAGAGACUAAACACAACUCACCUGCUCUCUUCCAGCAACCGCUUGUUUGUACCUUGGGCCAGUCCAUUACGGACUGCUGUGGGGUGACGCAGCUCAAGGAAGAACAUUGAUGAUAAUUUCUUUAUCUUUUCCUUUAAGUAAUAAUCACCAUAUUUAUCAUUUUGCACUGCAGAUGCAGCAGUUUUUCUGCCUUAGCGUCUCAGUCUGAUUGGAUUUCCAUGAAGAAUUCUGAUUCCUCAGAUUCUGAUUGGGUCAGUUUACCUGCCACAGUGGGGAAAUUUGUUGAUCUGUUGAAGGAAAAACUGGAUGUCUGUUAAAAAGGGUGCCGUCCAACUAGUCCUAUCCAACAUACUUUGUGCAGCAAAGUGGCGCCAUCUUCUGGGUAAAACAUCAGCUACCAUUAUAAACCAAACUCUGCAUUAGAAAAUUGCAUUAGUGUUCAGAACUGGUUUCUUUUAGAUGAUUUAAAAAAAAGUAUUUUAAGGGCGUCUUAUACUCUGACAUUUACUGUACUUUAGCGUAGAUUAAAUGUCACGGUUUGAGACUAACUGCAUGAAGCCACUUUACGACUAAGAGCAACCCAAAAAUAAAAAAUCAAACUCACUGGAGAGUGUUUAAUUCAACCAGAAAGACAUCCAAACCAAGAAGCUGAUUUCUGAUGCCUGAAUGCAUCUUAUGCAAACAUCUCUCAACCCACGUGUAAUAAAACCUUAAUUUAACCCCGUUUGCUCAGAGCAUACACUGUGCCUGUUCAUUAUUAAUCUUCAUUUUUAGCAGCAUCAUGUCUUUUCUCUUCCCACCUAUUCAGUUUAUUUCAAACUUGUUACAAAAGUUCAGUAUGUGUGUUUAAUAAGUUUGUUUGACUGAUGCUCUAAGUUUUCUGCCAAGCUGUACAGAAAUGACUCUGUCCGAUCAGUUCAUCAAUUCUCCGUCAAGUCAGACGUUCAGCGCAGCUCCCAUCUCUCUUAUUCAUGUUUCUCACCACUGUGCUUCCUCGCUCACAAUCAUAUGAGUAAAUCUGAGUAAUGAGCUUAGGAAAAGGCUCGUGCUCAAGCUGUGGAUGGCAGACUCUCAGUACUGGGCAUGUGCCAGCCCUAUCUGGUGGUGCCCCCUCCCCCUCAUACUCCCCCCUCUUUCUCUCUCUCUCCGUCCCUCCUCUCUCCUUCCUCCGCCAGUCCAGUCCCACAGGAGUCUCCUUGCAAACGAAGCCUGCAGCAUUCUGGGAAAGCCAGUUUUUUUUUCUGGUCAUGUGUUUCUGCUUGGAUAGACACGAUUAUCAUCUUUAUAAAAAUAUGUGGUGCCGCUUUGAAUAAUACUUAUCAGGGUUUUUCAUGAUGCAAAAUAAGACUUGGACUCAAGACAAAGAAGACUUAGCAAGAACUCUUGGAUCUGCGUGAGACAAGAAUAGAGCUGAGUUGAACGUGCCUCAUCAGCUAAAACGUAAAGGUUCUAGUGAGCAGCUGGUCAGUAUAUAAAAAGCAGAGUUUUCCUAUCGUUAGAGAAAUUAUUAAAUACUAUGGCAUGAUCAUCUUUUUUACUCUGAAAUAACCCUGGAAGAAAACAUUACCAUCAGAGCACACGGUCCAAUAAAUCAUGUGUCUUACACAACUUAUUGUCUAAACACACUGAUGUAGUUACUUAUAAGCAUAAUGUUCAGUAUAGUAAAACUCACAGUCAGCAUGUUCUGGCUUGUAAACUUUAGAGUUAUAGUGAGACAGUGUCCUCAGAAAAGGGUCAGAUCAAUACUUUGCAAACUGUCCUCAAACAGGCCAAGUCCGAUUUUCUGAUUCGAAACAAAAAGCAUGAUAAUACUGUUAUUAAACUUCCCCCUGUGUUAGCUUUCACUACGCACCCACUAUGUUAAGGGUUGGUUUCGACUUGUGUCUUAAAUCUGCUGCAAAUUACAUUCAGAACAAUUCUCCAUCAUCCAAUUUAGUUCUCAUCUCUAGGUUACCUUGUUAGGCUUCAUUAUCUAUGAAAAUAUUGCUUAUGAUAUUUUUUGUAGUGGUCCUCUGGGCCUUUCUUUGUCAGUAUACCCCUCACACAGACAUCUAUACUGAAUUGAUCUCACAUGUCUGGACAUGUUCGACAUUUUUUGUGCAAGGAAAAACAUGGAAAAAUGAGAAUUUCCUAAAUCUCACAUGACUGGAAGAGGAUCUAACUGUCAGUGUGGUGCACUUAUGAUUUCAGUUUUUGCUAUUCUCAUUAGAUAUUUAUCUAACCGGAUCAACAGAGACCCUAACACAACAAGUGCCAUAAUUUAAUAAGAGCAUUUUAUAAUUUAGUCAAUUUAAUUUUUUUAUUUUUAUUUUGUUAAAAUAGAGGUUCCUGAUAAAGUUGAAAAGUCUUGAUGCAAAGAAGCUCUUUUAAGUGGUUCUUUUAAGCAUUUAAAAACAAAAACGGGUUGGCGCAGACCCUAACACAGGAGGAGGGUUAAACUAAAGGCAGAGUCCGCACAAAUCCACCAGUGUUAUCGUGAAUCUUCUAAAAUCAGUACAUAUUGAUGGGCAACUAAUUAAGCAGCAAAUUUGUAAAUGGAGGUAAUGAUUAAAUCUUAACUUCAAAUGAUUCCUACUAAGAAUAACAUCAAUAAAGCCUAAUUUUGGUACAUUAUGGUUUAGAUUUUAGGGUUAAAGACGAUUUCUUUAGCAGGUGAUAUACUACUGAAAAGGUUUUUUGAUAAACAAAUAAGACUCCAUCACCUGAGCCAGCAUGGUUGUAUUUUGAGUGUUGGUUAUUCAGCUAUGUGGAGGAUGAAGGAAAACCUAUUUGUUGGACUUUCAUCAAACUUUGUGGAAGUUGCGAACGUGAGCCAAGAAAGAAUAAUCGUGGACUUUUGGCUUUGGCCCUGCUCUCUCCAAAUAACUAGUUUUAAAGAUAACACCGACCUACAUUUUACAUUGCCUGCUAGAGUUUUUUUCCUUGUGUUCUUCUUAGUGCAGUUUUUUAUUUUGGGAUGCCUCAAAACUUAAGAAUUUAAUAAAGAGUUUCUCAUUCUAACAAUAUGAAUGUAUCAUAUUUUAUUUUCCUGGUAUGGUAUGCUGAUAAAGUGCUAUUCUGAAGAUGUCGUACGUGUAAGAAAAGAGGCAUGUCAUGUCAGUUACAUUUUUGAGGAGGUGCACAUCAGGCUUCAUAUGUAGACUUUCUAUGGUGCAGGUGUGAUGCAGACCUGUGAACCAGGCUUUACACACUUACUCAAUCCUAGCCAGGUUGAUAGAAAAUCCACAUCUUCAGAUAGAGGUCAUACAGCAGGUCAGAUGGAGUGAAGGGGCUUUGAUCGGUAAGAGAAGUCACUAUCCGUCUGAUAAUCCAGGUUCACAAUCUCAAUCUGGACUGGACUGUAGAGAUAAUGCAGAGAUAAUGGACUCUGAAUGUCCAUGUCCUUGAAAGUACACAUUGGACCAGCAGUUGUUUAUGUCGUGGUGGUAGAUAAAGGCCUACAGACACACUGGAGGAGGACUGGACUCUGUCCCAGAAAACCUCCCAUCCUGUCAGCAGCGACGUGAUGAAGCAGUUUAGACAACAGCCAUCAGACCAUAUACUGUGCCUCCUUUCAGUCUCACUAAACCAGAACAGAGAAUCUGACUUUCAGUGACCUUACACUUCGGUUCAAUCAUGUCAUUUCCUAAUUACUGUCUUUGACUUUGUUAGGACACAACUGUGAGAGGUCAGGGAAGAAUGAAAAUCUCAAUUCCACCCUGUGUAACACAAGCAAAUCUUUUGUUUUUCACCAAGCAGAAAAAAACAUUAGAUUUAGUAGUUUAAUGUUUUAUUUUUACUUGUUAAGGUCCUUACACACCGGUAACGAUGCAAAUAUACGAUGCGAAAUUACAAAAUAUUCGGAGGCGAAUUUCGACGCGCCUGACUAUAAACAUCAAGCGUGAUGAGAUUUUGCGACUUUCCGUGGGGAAAAAAAGACGCGUCUCAGGUGAAAGCAAGAAGACUGACACAACAGCAGACUGACUGUUUUUCAGUUCUGAUUAGACACUAGUGUUGAGAUGUCUGUCUGUCAUGAUAGCAUGUACUGAGUCGGGGCCAGUACCAGAUAAGCACAUUAAACUAUAAUCCAUAAACGUAAGUUAACAACCGAGACCUAAUGGUGCUGUGACAGCAACGCUGUGAUUGAGUUUGAGACAGUGAAAAUACAUAUGAUAUGUUGUAUCUGAACAGGUUAGCUUAUGAGCUAAAGUUACUUAGCACAGGUGAAAAUUAAAACAAAGAUGUUUAGCAAACUGUGAAAGCACACAAACCAUCGUCAUAUGAGAAAUCUGACUCUCCACAAGUUGUCCUUCAGGUCGUUAUCGUUGUAAUAUUUGUGUUUUUUAUGAAAAAGCACUCUGUUCUCCAACACGUAAACAAUCAGCCGGUCGGCCAUGUUGGAUAUACCGGUGAAUCAGACAUCGCAACAACACGAAAUCGGAUUGGUCAGAAGUUGUAUAAAAUAAUCAAAUAAUCGCAUGAAAAAAACGGUCCCGGUGUGAAAGGACCUUUAGCACCAGAAUUUCCACCAUGUUUAAGUGAUUAAGAAUAUCUUUAUAGUUGUAAGCUUGGAUCUUGCCUCAGUGUUAAAUCUACAUUAAGUUUGCGUGUGUCUGUCUGAACUUCAGUCUGAGUGUGAGCGUACGUUAACCUUACAGAAGGAGUGUAGGGAAACAUUAAUUGGAGGACAUGUGGAGCUGAUGAGGGCGUCUGUGCAGCUUGUAUGUGACGUGCUGGAGGAGCUCUGCUUUGCUUGGGAUCUUUCACUGUUUUAUGAUUUAUUGAUGCUGAAUAAACAACUUCAUAAGCAGCUGUAAUUAGACGAGCCACAGGAACAGCUCUAAUAAGCACCGUUAGCAGCGAUAUGCCUCUUGUGUUAUUAAUUUAAAACACCUUGUCUUGUAAAAACUGACUGAAUUACAGCUAGGCCGAGGAAUAUGUGAAACUGGCAGCUGUGCCAAAGAUGCCCAGAUUAUGUGCCCCUCUGGUAGCGCAGUGCCCGGCAAUGUUGUUUCGCCCUUUGUGCCUUUGGCAAGCCAAACCUCUUUCACACACCUCUCCUCUCUCUCUUUCUCUCCAUCUCUAUCGCUCUCUCUCUCUCUCUUUGCUGUGUGUUUGAGCAGGUGUCAGCACAUCCAGUUCAUCCCUGACUGAGCAUUCCUUGUCUAAAGAGGAAACUCUGCCAUUUAAGAAAGUUGAAUAAUGAAAAGAGCAAAUCUAUCUUGGGUUGUUCUCGAACAGAAGUCAAAGCCAGAGAGACAUUCAGGUCAUUGUCUGGUCAGCUCAGUACAACCUUGUGCACGGUGUCCCAGGAUGAAUUGGAAAUGACUCUUUGGUCUCCAGAGAGAAUGAAAAAUAGCUAAAUCUGAAAUAAAAUAUAUAGAUGUGCGGCAUGGCGGUUUGUUUUUUAAAGCUUUGCACAUGGGAAAACACAAAUCACAUGAUUUAACAAAGCAUGGCAUUGAAGCUCCUGUGAGUAACUUUGAGUGUGUGGACAAAGCAGUUGUUGCUCAUUUUGUCCUCAACAUCUCAUCUCAAUGACUUUUAAUGGUCAAAUGUCUAAUCUAUUGUGGAUAUUUUAAUUUUUAAGCUUCAAAAAAUACAAUAUCAAACAAUAUCAAUCAUGCCCUUGAUGUAAAAAAACUUAUUUACAAAUUACCCCUCAACAAGUUUACCUUAGUCAUAGGGACAAGUUUGUGAAAGCUGUUGCUGAAGCAAUUACUCCAGUACUACACCCCUUAUUUUAAUUUAUUUAUUUUCCAUAUUACAACACUGAAGAAUAUCAUUUUUCCCAUAUUGUGCAGGCCUACUGUCAGAUUUGCAGGUAAACACAAACCUAUUUUUUUGCAUACAUCCACAUAAAAAAAAAUCCACUUUUAGAUGGUUUAAUUCUUUGUAGUUUUUUAUAUUGCAAUAAAAUCUGCAGAAAAAAAAAGAAGCUUAUUGCAAUACUGUUUUGUUGAAUAUCAUGCAGCUCUAGCUCAUAGAAUUGAGAACGAGCAAAUCUUUACCUGAAGUUAUUUUUCCCAUCAAAUAACCUCUCUCCACUGAUGAAGGUGGGUGGUGGUGUCGGUUUGAGCCAGGAUCGUGUUAUCAUUUGCCUCCCUGCCAGUAAGAGAAUAUUCGACAGAUGAGCUGUUUUUUUUUUUUUUUACAUGACUUCCUCAGGGGUAGCACCAGUGAUAUAAUAAUAGUUCUGGUGGUAAAUCAGUGCCAAGAAUGGCUUUUAUUUCCUUCUCAGGGUGAUUUCAGUUCGAGAGAAUUCCUGAAAAAAGGUGUGUACGAUCUCCAACCUGAUUUCAAGUCUUUAAGUGUUUCAUUAUAGAUUCAAGAAAAGCAGUUUCUCUUACCUAGUGAGUGCAUUUUAUCCAAUAAUGAUCUUUUUUAUUCACUUUCUGAUUAUUUUCUUGAUCUAGAGUUUUGUUUUUGACCCAUAAAAUACUGAAUAAUGUUGAAAAACUGCUAAACUGUUAAUUUUAAAACCUAAAAGAAGACAAACAUGUACUUCUUAGCUUUAGAUGAAACCAGAAAGAAUGAACACUUGUCAUCAACUUGACACAUUUUACACAGAAAUAACUAUUGAUCAUUAAGAUUGACCAGAAAGAGUUUCUGGAUCUCUAAGGCGUGAAUAUGGACAGGAGAUGUGGAGUCCAGACUGUAAGGUCCAGGAAUCGUGUUAUGAAACUUAUGCCAGUUUUUCAUCAUAUCGCCCACCGAUUAAUCUUAUAAUAAAGCAGGAACACAGACACACACUGAAUAAGGCUACAGACCCGUAUUUGUUGUUGAAUUAUGGACUUUAUAACACAGAGUCUGGCAGAUCAGCCACAGACUGUCAGUGUGUGAGGAGCAGGACAAACCCAGCUGACCUCUGCCUGAGCCCUGUGGUGCCAUUGACAGAACCCAGAGGUGCCAAUGUCAAAGUGUCUCUAACGCUUGUUUGUUCUGUUUUUUCUUGAUCUAUUUAUAGCUCAUUAGCUCAUUAGCUCAGUUUUUUAUUUUUUUCUGCCUUUUGUUUUUAUUAGGUUUGAAAGAUUUCCUACCAGCAAACACAAUGUUUGCAGGACUUCUACAACAAGGAUAAAGUGACAUAGUCCAGGAUGUCACUUUAUCCAAUGUGACAUCACUUCUGUUACAGACACUUGGCUUACUUUAAAACAGUUUACCUGGUUACAGGGUCCGUAAGUUCCUGAAACAUCCCCCAUCAUUGUUGAUCUGGCUUUUUUAGCUCUUGUCCGGGUGGUCUACCUCCUUUUUAAGCGCCCGUUAUUCCACCAGAGUCUCCAGUAUUUAGUUCGUUUUCUUGCUUGUGUUGGCAGUCGCGGCCAAAGGAGGAUUCAGACAAUUUCCUGUACUUUCUAGUUGGUUUCUACUGUCUGAUUUUGUAGCAUGCUAACUUUGUUUAGGCUCAUAAACGCCUCACAACCAAUCAGGAUGGGGGAGGCGGGGAAUGGCUUUGUUUACAGUCAGAAAUAGCAGAGCGCUCUAAAAUUUAAAAAUGUUGACUACACAGACAUAACGGAAAAAGCGAUAUCAUUAUAUCAUCAAAUGUCAUCAAUAACUAAUAGCUAUUGACUGAUAUUAAGAGCUUUUUAUGUAUAGACCACAAAAAAAGAUGCUUCUUUAACGGAUUCCUGCCUAACCCACCUUUAAACUGGACUGUUGCCAAGAAAACAUUCACACUUUCCUGCAAAACCUGCAAACUUGUGUAAUAGAUUCCAGCAAAUCCAGUUUUCCAGUCAACAUCGUUCAAUAGUACAUUCAUGCUGAGUCAUCUUUCUUUUGAGUUUUGCCAUAAUUUUGGUGAAAAUUUAGGCUGUGCUUCAUCAGCACUGACAUGACAUUCUCGUCCAAUCAGAUUCCUCGGUGUGAAUAAAUCGUCUUUAUUUAUGAUGCACAGAUACACACAGGCAUAUCCCCAAAACAACCACCGCUGCACACACACACUCUCACACACACAUUCAAGCCAUUCUCUGAUGUGACCUUCAGCACAUGCAGGCUGGCAUUCAAUUACCGCCCUGUCAGUGGCCCAUCCAGCCCAGUGGCUGCACGUCCUUGAGACUCUGCGUCCAGUCUAUAUUCCAUUACAUCCUCCACGUCGGGAGCUGUGUCCGGCAUGAAGCGGCACUCAUAUCCUCAUCACUGUGGGCCGCGUGCAGCUGCCUGAUGUAUCCUUAACAAAAUCUCUGAGUGCAGUGAGCAGCGCUUAUCCUCGCUUACAGGCUGAAUCGAACCCCAAGCAGGAGGUAAAUAUUAGAUUUUAGUUUUACUGGGGUGAAAUAUAGCACUGGUGUCACCCCACACACCAGAAGAACCCCUGCGCUGUUCAUGUAAUAUCCCCUCUCGCUGAACUCCUCCAGUUUUUCCACAAUAUUGUUCAGUGUGUUAUUGGACGUCAUUACUGUCAAAACGUUUCGCAGGCUUGGCUCUGCCCAAAAUUGCCUUGAAAGUCUAUUUACAGUACAAAUCUGUGAUCAUUACUGAAAGUACAGUGUGGGUUGCUUCUGGUCCCAGAGCUGUUUUUCAGCCAGUGACACUUGAAAAAUGCUGGCAGUUAAAAUCUCCUGCUGAUGUAACCUCUCGUGCCCCCGCUGUUCCGCCGCGAUGAUUCAUGUGCCGGCCCGCACAGCUGUUGACGGACCUCGAACAGAUGCCUCUCAUUGGUUGGCGGUUUUGUUCUGCGUAUCAGUAAACAUUUAUUUUGACUGCCCAAGUCGGCCUUUUGAUGCUUUUGUCCACGUUCGAGCUUUGAUGAUUGCUUUUAUUCGUCUCAUAAAGCACUGUGAAGCACCUCUUAGUUAAGUGCUCUAUAAAUAAAGAUCAUUACAAUUAUUGACCGAGUGAGUCAGCAGAAAAAAAAACAGCAGAUAUUCUUUAUAGUUAGGGAAUAUAAUGUGAGGAUUUUCUGCAAGUGUUUCCCAAGCUGUGGGCUCAGACACUUUAAAAGAGUCGCAAAUUAAACCUUAUUAAUGUUCUUUUCAGCGGGUGAAAAGACGAUGCAGAAAUACAGCAUAAUCAUGUUGAUGAGGAAUGAAUGGAUUUGGAAAAUAAUGAGCCUCUAUUGAUCAUAGCCUCUGACUAUUUAAUAUUAUAUAUAUUUUAUUUAAGGCCAUUUUUGUCUUUAUUAGAUAGUACAGCAGAAGAAAGACAGAAAAUAUGAUUACUUAAGAAAGUGGGGAAUGAAGGGUCAUGGCUGGGGGUCAAAACAGCUACAACUAGCCUUGGUUUACGGAUGGAAAGACAGGUGAGGAGAUGGAGGAUGGUUCAAAAGUUGUAUUGGCUGGAGCGGUGGCUGAAGUAGACAAAGUUAAUGUGGGAGGGGGUGAUCAGCUUUAAGAGUAGUUAUCGUCCAUUUAUCGUUAUUGAGGUGAACUCCUCAAUAUAUCGUGAUAUUGAUUUGAGGCCAUAUCACCCAGCCCCAGUUUGUGGCAUUUAGCAUUUAGCAGAACAGGAAUAUACCUAUAUUCAAUAAUGUAAAAUUGAAUAAUUUUGAAUAAUUGAAAAUUUUGAAUAUGAGCCUUUUAUAUCUACAUUUUAAGAUGCAUGCAAGUGGUCCUGGGUUCGAAUUGUGGUAGAAUUUAUAGAUGCUUACUGAUGGUCUACACUAAGCAUGGAUAGUUGUAAGGUCAGUCUGAGUUAGGGCUGGGCGAUAUGGCCUUAAAUCAAUAUCACAAUAUAUUGAGCAGUUCACCUCGAUAACGAUAAAUAGACAAUAACUUCUCCACAAACUGCUCACCCCCUCCCACAUUAACUUUGUCUACUUCAGCCGCCGCACUAGCCGCUACAACUUUUGAACCGUCCUCCAUCUCCUCACUUGUCUUUCCCUCUUUGUUACGGAUUGGAUGGAGUGGAGUCAAGUCUCUGAUGUAGGACAGCGUCUUGAAGGGACAUGAGACUAUAGCAUUCCUACACACAUCCAAAACCAACUUUUAUUUAUUUAUUUUUUUGACACAGAAUAUAUUGACAUGGGCAAAAUGAUGUUGGUUAUUGUCAUAAAUUUCGUUAUCAGUUAAUUUUCGGUUUAUCGUCCAGCCCUAGUCUGAGUAUUUCCCAGAUGUGUAAAUGUCACUUUAACUCCAAAACAUUGUGAGAUAUGAUGUUCCUAGCUGAUUUCCCAGACUGGAAAAGAGACUCACACUUUGUGAUACACGUAAUAUAUUCACAAAUACGUUUACCAGCAUAAAGAGUGAGGGUAAGAAACACCAACACAGACAGACACAGAGAUGAGAAGAGAGUGAGGUAGCUGUCAAUCUGCCAAUCAGAAUGCUGCUGCUUUCAUUCGGCCAAUCAGAGAGCUCCUUUCAUCAUCAUUUAACCCCAAAAAUCUGAAGUUGUAGCCAGGUCUAUUGAUUACUUCCCACUGUGAAAAAAGCUGUCCAAAUAAGCCAUGAACAAACUAAAAUCACGUUUUGAUGAAAUUAGUAAAUAAGUAAUCUUCAGGAUUCAUGGACCUGAGGUGAACUGCUGGUGUUCUGCAGGGAUGUAGGGCAGAUGUAGGAGGCUGAUUGAUCAAGCCAAAGAUCUUUAUUUGCACAAAUGAGAGCCGGUUUUCUUCCUCUGGCCACCAAAGCUGGUCGAUCCAAAAAUAAUCGAGAGGAAAAACCAUUUGUGUUUUGUGGAUUGAACAAACGAGGAUGAUUCAAGAGUUUCGAGUUAAUGGGCCUUAAAGUGUUUCCACAAAACUUUCAGGUGUUCUGGUCUACAGAUGAGCUCAAAUCUGAACUUUCCCGGUCUCAGAAGAUUGGAAAAGUGAUUCAUUAGUACUAGAUGGUUCUGUGGUUAUACCUUGAACAUGUUUCCAAAUGACAAAUUAAGUUGCCAGAGCCUGUAACUCAUAAACCUCUGACAUUCUCGGUGCCUGUGAAUCGUAGACAUUGCUUCAUUUUCUGGCAUUUCUUAGUCCAGACCAUCAUUUGAUUUAUCAGCAUUAUCCUUAGCUGCAGCUUAGGCUUACUGUGGCUUAAACCUUUUCCAAACAACGCAGAAGGACUCCCUGUGUGUUUUUCUUUGCACCUGAAGCACCUGCUGCAUCGGUGAUUCAUGUGACAGGUGACUGAAUUGUUACCCUUCAGGACUCAUGAUCACGGCAAUAAAUCCACCAUGAUCUGAGAAUGUAUACAUAAAAAACAUCGGCCUCAUUGAUUUAUCAUCUGUUUGAUUUAUGCAGAUCUUACUCGACAGUUUCCACCCCCUUUUGUAUCUGAAAGGUUUUAGCUUCAACUGAGUACUGUUGACAUUUACAGCACCGAAGCAAUCGCGAAUAGCUAUUAUUUCUAACUGUAUUGAUCCUUUUAUAUCUACAGUACACUUAAUUUGGAAGAUAGGAGGCAUGGGGACUUGUAUAACAUUUAUGUCUUGUUGAGAGCAUAAAUUCUGUCUCCUGAAUAAGCCCUCAUAAACCCUGCUGGGUCACCCUGUCUCCAUUAAGGAAAUGAAAAAGGCAAAAGUGGUGACCAGGCCUGUGCUGAUUGUCCCCUCAUGAGCUUCCCAUAAAGAAAUUGGAGGAUCAUAAGUUCUCCGAUAUGUAAUCUCAAGUCUUUAAAGGCUUUCGUCUGUUUCAGAUAUGCCUAUAACACGGCUAGGAUCCAAAAUAAUGACAGUCAGAAACUUGAGUCUCUAAACCUCUGCAACCUGAACUGUCUGCAGAAAAAAAACACAACAAUGGAUUUGAGCAGCAUGUGUGCAGCCGCCGGGUUUGAGCCUGUGCUUCAGGUCAAGUGACUCUACUUACUCAAACCAAACAAUGUGUCCAGUGUGUUUCAUUAUAGAUGGCAGCCUGCUUUCUUUGUUUUUUAAUGAAAGCGAUGGAAAACAAGUGCCAGACUCAGAAGUAAAGACAGAAGUCCCCAACACGGUUUCACAGUAAUCAGGUACACAUACUGUUUGUUUUUCAACCCUAAAGAAAAAUGCCUGAAACCUUUUUUUUUAAAAAGCUUCGAAAGGCUUAUUUUUUCAUUUGUCAAUCUGUUGUAAAAACUAUAGCUGGAAGACGGCUAAUUUGUUAAACCUGCUUUGGUUUUGUAAUAUACUCAAGUUAAACUAGCGCCCCACAUGGCAACAACCGUCCCAAACUGUGUCGCGCCGCCUCCUCUGUGGACCGCCACCCCUUUUUGUUCAUCUUUUGGUUUAAAAUAAGUGCCAUUGAUUCUAUAGAUUUGGGUCACACACAAGAUGGAGGCUUACAAUUUUAAAUGUAUACUCAGGUGAAACUAGCGCCCCGCAGGGCACCAAUGGGCCAGAGCUGUGUCGCGCCGCCUCCUCUGUGGACCGCCACCCCUUUUUGUUCGUCUUUGGUUCCAACAAAAGUGUCCCCUAUUCCAUAGCUUGGGGUCACACACAGGAGCAUGGCACUAGGGGGCGCAAUGGAGCCAUCAAUCUGUUGUAAAAACUAUAGCUGGAAGACGGCUAGCUUGUUUAACCUGCUUUGGUUUUGUAAUAAACUCAAGUAAAGUUACAACUUUAGGCCUCAAAGUCUUUUUUCUCAUCUUCAGAGUGGUACAGAUGAGUUACCUUUAGACAGCUGUUAUUAGGGGUGCGACAAAAAAUCGAUACAGGAUAGUGUUGUCUGGUGAUGUAUCGUAUUGUCUCAUUUACCAAGUAUCGAUUUUUCCAAUUUAUGUUAAUAUGAAGUCAAAUCUAUGAUAAUGGAAAAUAAAAUCAACUGUUUGUCCAGUGAGGUUGGCAGAGGAGACAUCAAAGAGCAGGAGAAAGUUCGUACAACAAAUAGAUGUGCUACAUGAAGAUAAAAUACGGCGUAAGUAAGACAAACAUAAAGGAAAGCUAAAUGCUAAAUUAGCUAAAUAUAAAGGAAAGGAAAGGAAACAUAAAGGAAAGCUAAAUGCUAAAUUAGCUAAAUAGUUGAAAAAUUAUAUUAAUCGCAAUAUAUGAUAUUGCUAUACUCACUGUCUUGCAAAAUGUUAAAAAUCACAAUAAUUCGUGGCCCAAGUAUUGUGAUACUAUCAUAUCAUGGAACCAUUAGUGAUUCCCACCCCUAGCCGUUAUCCCCAGUUGUGUGUUAGAUCAAGCUCACCUGCUCCUGUUUGAUAAAAACGACAUUGAAAACAGAAUCGUCUCUGACUCCUGACAUGGACGCACAUUUCCAAAAAGGUUAAACACCUGCUUUGAGGCACCCACCUCGGUAAUCACUGAUCUCGAAUUCAGAUGUAGUGGACUUUUCUAAAGAGCAUUUAACAAGAAAAAUUUGCUGCAUUUGUCUUGGCACGAGGCCUGGAUGAGAUUUUGAAAGAGGUUAGUAUAAUCUUUUUCAGACGUGUUAUAAAUGAGGCUGCGAUGGAGCAUGCUCAGGUGUGAGUUUCAGGCUUUUUGCAAUCCUGAAAGGAUUAGUUUAGCAGAUUUGUAAUUUUUGUGCUCACAGGUUUUCUUUGAAGCACUUUAAAAGGCUGUGGUUUUCACAGGUUGCAGGUUAAAGUCAGAAGCUCAAUGCAACGAUCUUUUUCAUUCAGUGUCAGGAGGACUCUUUAGACAUUUUGACAUUUUUUCAUCUUGACCUUCAAGCAGAUUCUAGGACUGCGGCUUGUUAACAGAACGACCAAAUCUACAUGGAGGAAAAAAAGUGAUUUGAUUAAAUCUUCUCUGUGUCAGGCCAAAAUCUGCUCAAGCUGAAUGUAAUAAACUGGAUUAACUCUGUCGCAGGAUGAGAGAGAUUAAACACAAUCACUAAAUGUUGCAUAUGGCUUUUAGGGCUGGAGUCUGACUUUCCAGAAAGACAAAGACGGUGUGAGUUUGGGGUAUUAAGGCACUUUGCACAUCUGUAAAGGCAGAGUAUAAGGGUCGUAUAAGAUGGUUGGUGGUUGAAGAUCAUUACAAAGGGUUACACCAGUGCAGCUUGAGCCCAUAAGACCUCAAGUCCCUAUGUAUUUGUUCUGCUUGUAAAAAUUAGCCUGUUAAUGCAAAUGACGCUGCUAAUGAAAGCGUUAAGUUAUUCAGCUGGUGUUUCUCCAGAGUGAUACGUCAGCAUGUCCCUUGAUCCCUGAAGCGAUUUUCCCCCUUGGCGAGGGCGGGUUGUCAUGCUUGCUCUGACGGCCAAGAUACCGCCGGUUCAAUGAGAGCGGGGGUGGCAGCUGGAGAAAAUCCAUUCCCAGAGUGAGUGUUCUGCUGAGGCAGGUAUGCCGACCUUUCAGUCAUCUGAUAGGUCAACGCUCGGCAGCGUGCCUGGACAUUUGUGGCUAAACGCCAGGGCCUGGUGGUGCUCAUAGUAAAGCUUAUCUGAGCAGCAGCCAGUGAUGAUCAAUGGGAACGCUUGGCAGCUCGUUUAUAGUACAGUACGGCAGAGCCACAAAACACUCACCAACAGAUGCAGGUGACAGAUGACGAUGGGCUGUUUUGUUGAGGGAUGAGGAGAGCUGAUGAGCGGGAGAGGGUUUACCCAUGUGCAGGGUGACGCAGAAUGUCGGCCAUGACGAUUCAACGAACCUUUUGCUGAAUGUACUUUUAAUGUCCUGUGUGGUUGUGUAGUCGAUCGCCUGUAAUUUCCCCUCAAUUAUUAUUAUGUAAACCAGCCCUGAUGCCUCGGGUGCAAUGAGAUUUUUCUGCUUCGUCUGCAGGAUUUGCUUGCCCGCUCCUUGUUGUCCUAGCUAACAAGUUGAGAUUCACACUUUCUUAACAAAAUGCUCCUUCUUUUCUUCAUCUCAGGUGCCCACGGAGUGAGAGAGGAGCCCCGGUUUGUGACGGCGCGCGCCGGAGAGAGCGUGAUCCUGGGGUGUGACGUGUCCCCUCCCCUGGAUGGCCAGCAGCCUCCCUAUGUGGUGGAGUGGUUCAAGUUUGGAGUGCCUAUUCCCUUCUUCAUCAACUUCCGCUUCUACCCUCCUCAUGUGGAUCCAGAGUACACCGGUAAGAUGCGUGUUGAGACACCAGGAACAAUAGACCACAAAGAAUAAGGAAAUGGGGCUUCAUCUUAAUGUGCAAUUUGCCCUAUUAUUAUGUAAAUUCUGUACAGAUGUAAAUAUGACGCAUGCACAUGUCUUGUUUUAAAUCAAAGUUUCUAUAUCUUUUAAUUUUUCUCUUUUGUAUCUAAACUACGCUGCUGUAAUUUUUGGAAUUUCCCAUCGUGGGACUAUUAAAGGAACAUCCUAUCUUAUCUUAUCUUAUCUGUGGAGGAUUCCUCCUAAAACUCAUAUAUAGAUGAAAAUUACGAAUAAAUUUAGAGGGAAUCAGGAUGAAGACAUUUAAGAAAGCAGACUGAGAUGCAUAUAAUCCACAUACCCUGUAGACCAGAGGUCAGGCCAUUUGAAAAUGAGCCCUAUAGCCUGUAUUUUUUGCAGUCAUUCCCAUAGCUAUUGUACCCUGUAUGAGGGAUGGGCGAUAGAUUAUCGUUCACGAUAAUUCCUCCAUGAUAAAUAAUUGCUAUCUCACGAUAAACGCGAUAAAUGCAGGUUGAUAGCGUAAGUGCGAGUGACGGACUUGCAGCCAUAGCCCACACAGAUCAGAAUAACAGACAAACAUGGGGGAAGGUGGUGAAGAAGACGUCUCUGAGCAGCUUGCUGUUAAACAAUGUUCCAUAUGAGGGAUUUUCUUCAAGAUUGGGGUUUAGGCAAGCGCAAUCAGGUAUGCCUUACAUUGGACAGUGGAUCUGCUGCUGUUCACUCUGUGCAAUAAAAGUUUUCAAUAAAUGUUGAAAGUGUUUUCACAUUUCACUAGUUCUCUCCAUUACCUACCACUUAAACUUGUGGUUAAGUAUCUUAUUUGACUAUGCUAACCAGUGUCCUCAAGACAGAUUGGGACUUUUGUCAUUCUCGCCAAAAUGGCAAAACUUAUGAUAAAUUUUCAAGUCUGUAUCGCCCAUCCCUACUCUUUAUUUUACUCUAUUUUCCUAAGAUACCAUGUUAAUGUUCUGCAAAACACUAGUGUCUUGAUGUGACUAUUCAAAGUGUACCACAUGAAAGCAGCUGACCCUGUAAAAUGAUGGAGAAGUCUUGGCUUUAAUGCAGCCAUGUGUGUUAGACCAUGUGAAUAUUCUGAUGGACUGAGCUCUGAAUCCGUCUCUUUACUGUGUAGUGUGAUCAGCCUCCUGAAUCUGCCCCCAUCAUGCACUCUUCACUUAUUUUUAUCACUGCCAAAUAUUACAAAUGUGAAUUUUUGAAGUUUGUUUUUAGUUACAAUAACUCACGUGGAUGUUCUUUUCUGAAGCCUGUUUGGCGUCUCCAUCUGCCAACUCUUCAUGAGUCUCAAACCUCGGUGAAUCCAUCUCUGUAAAUCCAUUAAACUAAUGGUUAAAUAACUUCAAAAAAUGGGAGCAGAUUUUAGCUUUUAACUGUAAUCAUUCUCCAAACAUUGUAUGAUUAUUCAUGAUAUAGAUUUGUCCUCGCUGCUGUCGACCUAAUUACGGGCUUCUGGCUGACAGCGCAGCCGUUUCUCAACCUGCUAAACAUUUUUCUGUAAAAAUGUGCCGCGUUCAUGUUCCUGCCAAUCCUUUUUCACCGAGAACACUGACCCACAAUCUCAGUGUUUUCUCUCAGAUUGGCUCUUGAGCUCCUAGGCCUGAAAGUACGAGGCAUGAUUCGAUGUGCUGAGACCUGAAAGUAGGAGGUUUCUGUGCUGCUCUCGUUUCUAACAUGGCGUUCAGGUCUGUGCAUCUGCCGCCUCCGAGUGCAAAGAGGGAAAUAACUACAUCUCAGCAAUCUACAGCUGCAUUGUACAUACAUUCUUUCCUGGUGACAAUGCAGCGCAGAGCUUAUACAGCAGAGAGUCGAUUCAGUAUAUUAAAAACCUGACAUGCUGUAUGCAUAAAACCCAGCAAAGAGUCAUCUUAUGAAAAGAAGCGUGGAAAUCAUUGUGUGUGAGAAGCUGCAACGCACAACUAAAUGCAAUUUAAUUGAAGAUCGACUCACAGGAUGAAUUAAAACUGCAUUAACUGAUUGUUUGGCCACCUGGGGGCAGAGGAGACAGCCUGUAAACAAACACUGACACAUUCACUCAGCUGCCAGAGACGUCUGUCUGCUUUUCAGCACUCAUGGGUAUGAUAGUUGAGGCUGAACAGAACUUUACAAAAAAGAAAAAAAAACAGAUUCCAGCCAUGAAAUGAGAGUUAAAUCAACACUUUUCUAUCUGAAUGUGAAACUUUCAUUUGUGAUGGACCAAUAUGAGACUGUUGUUCGAGACUGUGCAGCUUUUGCCCCUUUCUAUGUAAACCAGUGACCUUGAUCCACCUGCAAAAUCAAGAACCUCAAGAAUAUAUUAAAUGAAAGAAAAAAGGAAAAUAACAAAAACUAUAAAAAAUCCAAAAGAGAAAUAAGCAAAAACACAAAACCAAAAACACUAGGGAACUUAAAACAACACCAGGAGGAAGACUUCAGCACUGGGACUGGACACAGGAGUCAGCUGGACCUCUGAUGAGGACACAGGAGUUUCUAGGACCUCUGAUAAGGACACAGGAGUCAGCUGGACCUCUGAUAAGGACACAGGAGUUUCUAGGACCUCUGAUAAGGACACAGGAGUUUCUAGGACCUCUGAUAAGGACACAGGAGUCAGCUGGACCUCUGAUAAGGACACAGGAGAUUCUAGGACCUCUGAUAAGGACACAGGAGUUUCUAGGACCUCUGAUGAGGACAGCUGGGCUUCUGACAGAUGUGUGGAAACAGGCAGGGAACUAGACUAGCUGGCUGUUUCCUAGUGACACAAUAAGCAGUCUGAUCACUCUCUUGCUCUAAAUGAAGAUCUAUUAGUGAUGACACAGGAGGGCUCGAUGUCACGGCGACUCGGGGUAGUCGAGGCUACAUUUAUGAUAACGGUAAAUAUUUGCUUUCUUUAAGGUCAUCGUGACCUUAAAUCCUCCCUCUCCUGUCUGAUAAAACAUGGCAGCCUCUGCUCUCGUCUCGGACUUCUUGCAGCAGGAAAUUGCUUCCUCUGAUGUCGCUUCAGUGUCUGUGACGAGAUGGCGAGCUGUUAGAACAAGGUCAGAAUUAUCCUUCCCUGUUCUCACCUCCUUACCAAGUACCAAAGCCCUGCCUGACCCGGUAAUACGCUGUGAAACGAAAACAAAGCACAGCUUGUUGACAAGCUGGAGGAUUCAUCUCCCUGGAGUGAGACGCCUAAAUGUGGACAUAACAGAUUUGUCAGGUUUUUAUUUAUUUAAUUUUUUUAACAUAAAUGGACUGAAAGUGGUGUGAAUUGUAUUGAAUUCAUUGUAAUUCCUCCCCUGUGUGCUUUUCAAGUAGGGUCAUCACUGCAAAGAGGACUAAUGGUUGUGACUCAGUGUCUGGGGAAACCUCCGUUUUUUUAGGUUGUAGCGGCCACUGUAGAAACUGCAGGAUCCUGCUCUUUGUUUACUGUAUCCUCCUAUUUAGCGGCAUGGAGCUAAGAGCGCUUUUUCAAACAGCAUCACACUCCACUGUGGGAUUCUGCCAUGUGGCAUCAAGUCCGCUGUUGAGGAAUUACCAACGAACAGAUGCACCAUGAAUACGGCCGCUCUCAUUACAUAGAUUAAAGUCGGGUGUGGGAAUUGCAUGUGCGUGGUGACAGUGGGAUAAUGACACUGGACUGCAGCUUAUGAGAUGCUCUUUGGGGCCCUGCUGUCUCAGAGCUCAUUUGGACUAUUCCCAUGAAUUGUUAUCGCUCAGUAUGAGUAAAAUCGGUGAAUUAGACUAAAUGUGAUUUUAUUCCGUCACACAGCUGCUGCCAAAACACAACAGAUUAUCUUCGAAUACUGUACUUACUGUAAGAAUCACAAUAUUUGCAGCCUGCAGAUUCUGAUGACAGGAAAUCCAUCUGUGGGUCAAUCACUCUUUGUGGGUCAGCAAGCGUUUAAUUUCCAGCCAUGCUAAUUGUUAAGAGUCUGUCAGCGUACUCAUUUUAAUAUGCAACACAAGAGACUCCGAAGAGGAGAUAAGAUUUCUUUCUUUAUUUCAUCUGUACGUAAGCUCUGUUUGGUUCAGAGCUUAAUGAGAAAUGCACAACUCCUCACAGACUCAAAUCUAUUCCCAAUCAUUUUGUCGGUUUGUCCUGCAGCUAUAUGGAAAUUACUGCAUCUAAAAACAUCUAUUUUUUUUUGUUCCCACUCAAGUGGUGAUGAAAUCAAUAAUUCAGAUGUGCAGCUUGUGAAGUUUGAGCAUCAGAUCAUCCCGCUUUGGGACGAGCUUUUUGGAAAACUGAAUCAUUUCUCUCCCAGCACCAGUUUAAGCAGGAGCUUUUGCAACAAUUAUACGACUGCACGAUUUAUGUAAAAAGUAAUGCCCUCCAAGAGACUCUACCCCAGUGCAUGCACACAUCAUUGUGCUAAGCUGUACUUUAAUGCAGCCUUUUGGGUUAUUUAAUGAACCCUGUUCUGUCUAGGAUCCACUUUUGUUGUCUGUACAUCUUUGCACAGACGGCAUUAAUACUGAAAGUGUGCGUAUUUAGUAGACAACUGAACUUUGUGGAGUGAAAAUGUUAAAAGGAUAUUCCGGCGUAAAAUAAAUUUAGGGUCAAACACACUGUAACACUGAGUUAGACACCCCCUCGAGAGAUGUAUGUUGCUGACCGCUUGCUUCUCUAGUUAUACCAACUUUAACGACUGCAGAUAGCAAUACAGAAAGACUAACGCAAAACCUAAAAGCCACUCUAUAGUCACAAAUAAUACUCAGAACAGCAUCUAACUUCAUCAACAGGACAUAAAGGGUCCCAACGAUAGCACUAGCCACCAAACAUCUUUUUAACUUUGCCUGAUUUCUUUAGCAAAGAGACUAAACACAACUCACCUACUCUCUUCCAGCAGCCGCUAGUUUGGAGGGAGACUUCAGGCCAGUCCACUACAGACUGCAGCGGGGUGACGCAGCUCAAGGAAGAACAUUUAUGAUCAUUUCGUUAUCAUUUCCUUGAAGUAAUAUUUACAAUAAUAAUCACUUUGCACUGCAGACUGUAGCGUCUCGGUCUGAUUUCAUUUCCACGAGGAAAUGAUCAUAAAUGUUCUUCCUUGAGCUGCGUCACCCCGCUGUAGUCCAUAAUGGACUCGUCCGAGGUCUUGCUACAAACAAGCAGCUGCUGGAAGAUAGUAGGUGAGUUGUGUUAGGCAAAGCUAAAAAGAUGUUUGGUGGCUAGUACUAUAGCUGGGACCCUACUGUUGAUGAGCAUUAUUUGAGGCUAUAGAGUGGCGUUUUGGUUGAGCGCGUGGCUCUCUGUAUUGCUAUUGUUCGGUCGUUACUAAAGUUGGUAUAACUAGACAAGAAAGCGGUCAGCAACACUCAUCUCUCGAGGGGGUGUCUAACUCGGUGUUACAGUGUGUUUGACCCUAACUUAAUUUUACAUUGGAAUAUCCCUUUAAGUGUCAAGAGCUGAUCGGCAUCUCUAAUUCACUCCAGUCUCAUACUUGAAUUCUGCACGGCUGUAGGUUUAUGUGUCCCGUUUAGUGUACAGCUCAGCGUCUGUCAGCUCUGUCACAUCGGAUCUUGAGUGUUUCUUCAAGCCGUUUCUAUCUGACAAAGCUUGUGGCGUGAUCUGAACAAGGUGUUAGCUCGUCUGUUUUUCGCGGCAGACAGAACCCUGUACAGUGUAAGUGGUGUUUGCCCCAGGGGCCUGAGGCCUGACGUGGAUACAGCGCUGUUACCUCUGUUUGCAGCAGCACCCUCUCACUCUUUGACAAAUGGGAGCUGAAGUUGAUCCCCACCCUUCACACCACCAGCAAGCCCCACUCAGCACUUCAAUGCCCGGGCUAAAAUAGACCUGACUUUUUAAAGACAAGCUACCUUUUUACUGCAAGACUGCAGUCCCCACUUUUCUCUCUUCCUCUUUGCUGUAUUGAUUUUCUGCUUCUGUCAGAUUCUACCCGAGCUAUGGCAGCAAUCCCAGGGUUGGGGUAUCUAUCCAUUGCAUUUAUAUACAGUGCUGGUGGAGCAAUUCAGCCAGUCCUCCACAUCAAUAUAUGCGCCUGACACUCAGUCUGAAGUAACAGGAAACAGUGCUUACAGUAUGUCUACACAUCAAAGUUUUGAAAAAUGCUCCAUCUGAGAACACUCGUCAGACAGAGCAGCAGCGAGUGUUUUAGUCUGUUGGGCUGUCAGAGGCAGCCAUGUGAGCAGCCGGCUGGAGGCUUGAAGACAGACAGCUUAGCAGCACAAGAUUUCACCAUGCCUGGUUUCCUGGACUUCUCUCAUCCCCCCUUGUGAUUCCCUCCUUUUAGAAUUCCAAUUUAUCCUCCGCCUUGAAGAAAAAAGAGGCGAGGAUGGAGGAGUUUUAUAAGAAAUAGAUGAUUUCUGUGAGGUGGAAGGCAGGACUUCUCCACUCUGGCGCAAACUAUUUUAUUUUAAUUCAGCUGAAGAUAAGGCUCUGAGGUGGUUUUAUGUCUAAACCCCAGAGCUGGAAGGUGUGAUGGUGAAGUCUGUUUCAUUUAUAACAUUUUUGAGGAUUAUAUUUAUAAACUUUCUGGAGUUAGACGCCACCCAAAUGUCUGGGCGGAUACUGUUAAUGCCAAGCGAACAGUAUCCUGCCUGUAGCCUCAUUAUCACAGAAAUAAGGUCAUAAAUCUUAAGAUAACUGGAUUUCAAGUUUGCUUUGUAUCUCAAGCCUUUAUGUCACUUUUGCUUCCUCCUCCAGUCCAAGGACUCAAGAGUCAGGCUGAUUGAAGGCUCUAAAUUGCCUGUGGGUAUGACUGUACAGUGAGUGUUAGGGAUUGUCUGUCUCUGUUAACUGUGUGAGAAACUCGAAAACCUGUCCAGGGUGUUUUCCUGCCUUCCAUCCAGUGCUUGGACAGGCUCCAGACUGCCGUAGCUGCUUCCCGUAAAGAGAUAAUCCAGUGAAAAUACCAAACUAGAACCAACAGACCCAUCUAACCUGACCUUUGUGCAUCGAAACAAACUUUUAAUGUUUUUUUUUUCCCCCUGUUGAUAGUUAUUUUUAUGAAAGAGGAUUAGGGCCACAUGAAGAGAAAAAAGUAAUUACAGGAAGGAGAUUAAAGUCGACAUUUCGAGAUUAAAAAAUCGAAAUUAUGUCGAAAAAGUUAAAAUUUCAACAUUAGAAAUUGAAAUCUUGAGAUUAAGGUUGAAAUUUUGAGAUUACAAAAUGUCGUAAAUAAUGUCGAAAUUUCGAGAUUAAAGUCAACAAGAAUGAAGUCGAAAUUUCAUUUUUUAAAAACUUCGACUUUAAUCUCGAAAUUUUGAUUUUAAUCUUGUAAAGAAAUUCUAAAAAACCUCCCUGAAAUUAGUAUUUUUUUCUCAUCUUGUGGCCGAAAUCCUCUUUCGUACAUUUUGCAUCAUUAUAGAGAAAGUUAAAAGUGGUUGAGUUGGAGGUUUAUCUGAUUGUUGGUACUAAAAAUGUGAUCAGUCAUAUAAUCUUUGCAAAAACAGUAACCUUAUAUGUAAUGUCUGUAGAGAAAAUCCUACCCCAUGACUUCUUUUAGAGCAAAAGGCAAACCCAGAGCAUCAUAAAUCUCUUUCUUCCUGCAAAAAAGGAAAAGUUGCAGUACUUAACUUCCAACUGCUUGAGUGUGAUGGAUCAUUGUGGUGACCAGCGAAGCUUCUCAGUGUGAUUUUAAAAGCAGAGGACUUUUCUGAAAGUGAAAGGGAGCACCUUUUUUUUUUUCUUCUUAAAAGCAGACCAAAUACACAGAGAAGAAGUGUUUGAUUCUGAUGUAUUUUUAACCCCUCUGUUUCCAGGUAGAGCCUCUCUGCACGGGAAGGCCUCCCUACAAAUCGACCCCGUUCGCUCUGAGGACCAGGGCUGGUACGAGUGUAAGGUCCUGAUGCUGGAGCAACAGUACGACACCUUCCACAAUGGCAGCUGGGUGCACCUCAUGGUUAAUGGUGAGCUACCUGCACACACAGGAACAGAUGAGUUAGAAUGAAACAUAGAGCCUGCACUAUAUGCACUUCAACUGUGAGAAACACAAUGUAAAAAUAAAUCCAGGAAAUCAAAUUGUAUGAUUUGUAAUGAUUUAUUUGUAUACUGGUGCAGAAAAUAAGUAUUUAGCACCUACAAACAAGCAAGAAUUCUGGCCCUCACAGACCUGGUACUUCUUCAUUAAGAAGCUCUUCGAUCCUCCACUCCACCUGUAUUAAUGGCACCUGUUUGAACUCAUUAUCUGUAUAAAAGACACCUGUCCACACCCUUAAACCGUCUGACUGCAACCUCUCCACCAUGGCCAAGACUAAAGAGCUGUCUAAGGACACCAGGGGACAAGAUUGUUCACCUGAUCAAGUCUUCCAAUCUACAAUUGUCAAGCAGCUUGGUGAGGAAAGAUCAACUGUUGGAGCAAUUAUUAGAAAAUGGAACAAAUACAAGAUCUCCCUUGACCUGGGGCUCCAUGCAAGACCUCACUGGUGGCUUAGCCAGUCUCCGCACCUCAAAUCCAAUAGAGAAUCUGUGGAGGGAGUUGAGAGUCUGUGUUGCCCAGCGACAGCCCCAAAACAUUACAGCUCUUGAGAAGAUCUGCAUGAAGAAUGGGCCAAAAUACCAGCUAUAGCGUGUGCAUUACAAAGUUUACAUUACAAAUUAUUGAGCUGAACUUUUGUGUUUGAUCUGCACCAGUAUACAAAUAAAUCUAAAAACUGGGAAAAAAUACACCAAAAAAAAGAAGAAGAAGAAGAAGAAGGAAAUUCCUUACUGUCCCCCUGAUCUGUCCCACCCAUGAGGUCAACUCUCAGAAAACAUCAGAUACAGUUUUUUACACAACAUAUGUCGGUUUCGUCGUCAUUGAAGAAAUUGCAGAACAAUUAAUCAGAGAAGAAAAAUAGUCUUUGGUAAGUUCAUGCAAACAAUCAUAACCUUUGACACAUUCUGUCCAAAAUGUUAUCACUGGGCAGCUGCUGUGUCCUCCUGUGAAAGGGCAACCAGGUCAGCUGGUAGGUGGUAGAAUAAGGGUUUCCAUAACUCAUCAAAGAUGUCUUUACUACCCUUAGAAACAAGUUUUAAUUUCCUUUUCUGUCUUAAAUUAGAUCCCAGAUCAUUAAAACUGAUUCAUCCUGCAGCCCCACAAACAGCUCAAACGUCCACCUUCGAAUGAGUGACCGUUGCUCACCGUUACAGACCGCUCCUGCAGCUCCUCUGGAAAGGGAUGAGAGGCUGGUUAGGGCAGAAUUGAUCGUGGCUUGUUUAAGGCGGUUCCGGCAGGGAUCGUCUGUGAUAGUCUGAGAGCGAUCAAAGUGAUGACCAGGCGGAAAAAAAAUCUGCACCUUUGCAUUUCCCAGGAAUGCCCCAGCGGCUUAAAGAACAGUGUGUGAAGUGUGUCUUCACAUUGUUGCGGGGACUGUAAAGACAAUGAUGCCAUUUUGUUGAAGUUAUUUUUAAACCCCGCUUCUCUUUUACAUCUGCUGCGUAAGAUCUGCAGCUGCUGAGAAUGAAUGAAGGCGUCUUUUUUUGCAGAUGCAUGUGAGGUUUUCUGUCUUUGGUUCACCGCAGCUGGUUUAUAUCCCUUAAACAGACGUGCUAAAGAAAAGUUCAAGCCAAGAGUGAUGAUUUUCUGGUGUUAAAGCUUCACAGGUCUCGUUAUGCUGUAAUCCUGGGUGUUGCCGAGAGACUUUGCUCCCAGAAUACUGUCAAGCUCAUUCACAUGUAUAUUUUUGGUGCUUACUGUAUGACUACAGUGUGAAACUCAUGCAUAUUUAAUCUGUCCAUGCAUAUGCUUUACAAUGGGAGCAACUCUUGUGUUUGAAUAAUGAUCGCAACGCAAAAUACGUCGUAAACAAGCAUUUAUUAAGUUCUCCGAGCCGAACGAUCUCAUGGGAAUGAAAAAUGCAGAUGUGUGUAAAAGGCUAUUAAAACGAACAAUAUAACGUUACAUACGAAGAGUGUGUCAGGGUGUGUUAGGAAACCGCAUGCUGCAGAUUACUCGCUGUUUUGUGUUCCUGUGUUUUACAUCAGUGUUGACAUGAGAGCGUGUCAUUGUGUGUGUUUGUAGGCGGCUAAAUGAGAGCUCUGUCUGCGGGGUGAAGUUGUGGCUGAAGAGUGAGCGCUCCGCUGUCACCUGCACACUCUUGUGAUAUUUGGAGCUUGUUAAAGCUUGUGUGUGUGUGUGUGUGUGUGUGUGUAUGUGUGUGUGUGUGUGUGUGUGUGUGUGUGUGCUGUCUAUCUGUGCAUCUCUGAGCCUUCCUCAUCAGUAUUCACUCUUAACUUCAACUACUCCCCUCCCUCUCUCUCUCUCUGCUCUUCACUCCUUUCAAAAGAGGCUGAGCAUUCGGGGGCUAUUGCACAACCGCAAGUAUUCAUGAAUGUCAUAUAUUUGGCCUCAUGUGUGAAAUCUGUCUCACUCAGGGACUGAAUAAAUCCUCACCUAUUAGCUUGUUGACUGCCUUUCUGAAAGUUGGAGUUCGGUAUUUUUGCGGUCCUAUCCUAGCCUGUUUCAGAAGUUGAGUGGCGCGUUAUUGUCCUGGUUCUACUCUGAGUCUGACCUGCUGCCUUUUGCUCAUGUCAUCCUAGUUUCCAAAUCUCUCAGUUGUCUCUUCUCUCUCAAUAAAGGCGUUAAAGCUCAGAGUAAACUGUUAGAAAACAAAAGAAAAAAGAAGACGGGUUUUGCCGGACAGCCCCUAAAAAAGAGGACAUGUCCGGGUUAAAGAGGACGUAUGGUCACACUAGUAUAAAUGAAUCUAAUGGGAAUUUACUUACUGCAUUAUUUUAUAAAGAGAAAGUAUAAACGAUCAGUUGAUUAGUAAUCUGAAGAAGCACCAGCUCUAUUUAUUUUUGAGUAUAAAUCAAUCACAAUAAAUCUUGAAUACCAUCUUUGAAAGUGCUUAGUCACACCUCUGUCGGCUGCUUCAGCUAGCUCACUUGCAGUCAGCUACUUCUUCUUCGUCUGUCUGACGUUUUAUGACAACCUCCAUAAACGACCUAAACUCAUGGUGUUACCGUAUCCUGGUUUUAACAUAGUAUGAAUAUUUAUUUCUCUAUAAAGACAGUGACACUGAGACAGCCUGAGUUUAGAGUUUAAGAAAGUUAUAAUGUCCUUAAACGAAUUUAACAGACUCUGGUUGAAAUUAGACUCAUAAUUCAGUGAAAUCUCGCCGAACUGAGACGCACAGACACUGCCAGUGUCUCUCAAACACAGACGAUUCCUGGAUGUCUCGCCAAAGAAUAUCCGCUGACCAUUAUCAGCGUGUUUCAUUUGUUGUUUUAAAACCGUGUUAGAUGCCAAGUGCUGUUCAUAAAAUAGUGGACGGUACCUCUUUUUUGCCAAUACUCCUUGUUGCAACAUUGUCUUCACAGAGAGAGAGGAAGAAAUAGAGACACGACAGAGGAUGUAAGAACAGCAUGAGAGCUUAUGCUGUUUCAGAUUGUGCUGACUAAUCGAAUACUAUUUAACUGUUGAUCAGUCUUUUAGCUGUUUUUAUUUCCUGUAACUUUUCAACUCAGCAGAAGGAAGCAGGGGAUGGAGAGAAAAAGGUGGAGAAAAAAAUCACAAAUAACACUUGUCGAAAGCUUGGACAUAAACUGAGUCAUUUACAACCUUGAAAAACCGUAGCAUGAGCUCAGCAUUGUGCAUUAUAUCAUAUCAGCACUUGUUCCAGAGUCUAGACAUCUGAAGGGGGAGUUUAUAUGUAGACUUUAUGCUACUGUUGUCCUCUAAAUGGACGUCUGUGAGGGAAGCAGGUGCCAUUUUUGUCUGGCCACCACACAGACAUUAAGGGCACCCAUUUCCUUUGGCUGUUGGUAUUUGCAUACACUCCUCCUUUGAGUUCCUGUUCGCCGGCCUUAACUUCCUGCCAAACGGACAGGGGAUUCGUGCCCACUCAGUGGCAGGUGUCAGAUGGCAAGGCCUUGUGCCCGAAAAAAGACACUAGGGCUACUCUCUCUCUCUCUGCCAUCCCCCCUUCUCUUCCUCCUCCUGUCUCGUCUCCGCCUGUCCUUCCUUUCUCUUCAUGUUUCAAGCAUCAGCAGGCUUUUCAGAGAUCAAAAAUACAAGAGGACAGCCAGCAUUUUCUAAUGCUUCUGGACACCGAUACAUGAAAGACACAGACCCUGUGACUGUGUCACUGGGUUACUGAUUCACUGUCAUGUAGGACCCAUUGGUUUGACCCAGCUGGAGCCCAAAUGCAGCUCAUUUUUCCACCAGCUCCAUAUAUUUCCCGUGUGUCUGCCUCUGUGUCUGUUAAUGGGCCCAGUGUGGCAACAAGUAGAGCCCAUCUGAGACCCCAUGAUGCAGAUUGAAGUCAUAAAGAGGUGCUUUUUCUUCCCAUUUGUUUGCGAAUGACUCGCAUGAGUCCGAAUGACAGCACAGUAGGGAUGCAUGUCUGGCCUACAUGAACAUGUGUACACAACAGCUUAAUUAAAGCCCGAAGAAUAAGAUGCAUUUGUAGAGGUCGGUUCGACAACAUCAGCGAAGAAAAGGCGUAUUCCUAUAUGUUUAUUACAAAAUAUAUGAACCAGAUUCUGCUGGAAUGUUUCUAUGCUCUGAUAUUAGAAGUCUUCUUGAGAUCCUCCUUCUUCUUCUCUGUUAUUUUACAGUGAAACACAUGUUAUACUUUAGAGGCUCAUGAUGUAAAAUCAAUGAAAAACGUGUACUCUUUGAAGCCGUGUUCUCUGAGGAGCAUAGGCAAGAAAAGAGAGACCAGGUGAGGGAACAAAACCAUCCAGACACAAGCUUUGGUUGGUGAGCCAAUAACAGCUACUGUAAGCCUUCAAAGCAUGGGGCUGAAUCCUGCAUCUGAGCAUCCAGGCCAUCUGCUGAUGAGCUGUGCGGUCUGUAGAGAAGAGCCGUGUAUGUUCGGCAUCUUCAAGCAUCUUUUAAUGUAUUUAAUUGAUGAAGAGCUGCAGUAAGUGGGGCAAAGCUGGGAUGUUCGGCUUACCUUUUUUUUGUAGAGCAACUCCCAGGUUUCCCCGCCAUGCUGACACUUUGAGUGUGACGAGCCGUACCUGACGGCGUGAAACAACUCCCAGGAUGACCAGCGUACCUGCUGCUGUCACCGCCAUGUGUGCCACCUAGUUCCUGUCAGCUGAUGCUCAGUCCCCAGAGAGGACUGCCAUUACCACACAGGAUGAUGGAGGACACAUGCAGCUACUUAAGCUAUAUAAAAGUAGUACUAGAGAUACUCAGUUACAAAAGAACCAGUCUAUGUGUCAGUGUUUUUUUUUACUAUGAAAAGGUAUUUGUAAUAAUGUGCAUGAUGUCUUUUAUCAUUGGAGACAUGGUUCUGGUUUCAGCGGGAUGUCUCUCUUUGGUUCCCAAUAAAUAGCCCUCAUAUUAGAAAUGCUGUCUCAUCCUAACUUUUGGACAACCUACUGAUAUGCAAAUGGCGGAGCUUGUUUGAACCGUAGACUAUGUGGUUUUUAUAGAUUGUUAUACUUUUUUUCUUAUAAUGGGUGUGUAUGUGGCUUUCAGUGCUUUUGGAGCCAGCCUCUAGUGGUCACUCUAGGAACUGCAGCCUGUUUUUUUUGCACUUCCACGUUAGCUUAGUUGCUGCUCAGUUUGAACCAGGCUAAUUUUUUAUUUCUGCUUUUGAAAUGGACAUUUUUUUUCAUGGAUGUUGAUGAGAAUAUUCUUUUUGGAGCCAGGAUGCAGGAGGAACUGUAGCGUUUUCCAAUUCAUCAUCUUAAUUCUUGCCAUUGCAGGCUACUGUUUUCUCUACAUCUGUUUUGCUGGUUUCAUCUAGUUGCCCCCCACCUAAAACAAGGGUUAUAAGACAAAUGCAAGGGGUUGAUGAAUGAAAGGGAAAUAAGGAAAACAUAAGAGGUGCUUCCUUUUUAGUCUUUUCCCUAAUCCUUGCUCCUUUCUUUGUUGUAUUAAUUCUUUUCAAGGUUUUACAUUAGGACCUUUUUUGCUUUUGUUUAAGAACAGCUGAAGAGAGACAGGAGAUGAGGUGAAAAGAGGCUGGGGUAAGCAUGCAUCAAAGGACCAAGGACAAUGGCAACGAGCCAGCCUGCAGCUGAUGCAUCAAGGACUGUAGCUGCUGUGUACUGGGCGCCUUGGUGCAGCAAACCCAUCUUUGCCUCUGUCUUUUUAACAUUUCAUGAUUUUACCACUGUGAGCCUUGAUCAUGUUAACAGAAUGCGCUUUUACUCCACAAGUUACAUUCACCCUUUUUACACAGGUAUUCACACAAUGAUAGUGAUGCUUUUGGGGUCAGAGUCCUGCGCAAGGACAUUUCAACGCCUGUGUGGAUGAAACCUCCAAACGUGUGUUUACUAAAAACACUCGACUAUUGAGCCACAACUGCCCCAAAAAACACAGUGAGAGGCAACAAAACUAAGACACAAAUUGUUGUUGAAUCCUUGGUUUACACUUCAGAAACUUGUAACCAGUGUAAAUGUAGUGAAGGAAAACGCAUAAAAUGUCACUUUCUUUUGCAACUGGAUAGAUUUACCAAGCACAUAAUGAAGACGCUGAAAUGAAGUACCUGUAAUUGGGCUCUAGUGAAUGAAACUGCAUUUUCAUUUCAUUAAGCGCUGAGCAGAAGGCUUUAUACAGGUAAAUAUUUUAUAAUCAGGAUUAAUCAAACCUGUUUAUAAUCAUUAAUGCAGUGCAAACAAGAAUAAAAACACACUUGUGGUGAAGCGACUGCCCGAGGUUCCCCUUUGACAACUAAAAUGAUCCUUCGCCAUCCAUUAAAUGCAGCUGUUGACCUGUCAGCUGCAUCCCGAGGAAACAUAAACCACUGAUGCUUUUUAUUAGCAUCCCCAUUAAUCUACUGUAUCAUGUAAUGUGAUGAGCGUUGCAGAGUGAGAGGGCAGCGUGGACGGGCAGAUGUCUGAACGUGCUAAUUGGGCAAUUUGUAUACUCCAUGCCAGGUGCUCGUGUGCAGUCUUAAGCAUGUCACUCCCAGCAGCCGAGCGCUGACCCACUUGUACGGCAGCACCUUUUUUUCCUCGCUAACUAAACAGGGUGCUGCUAUUUAUAAUCAAAGUAUAGUGUUUAAACACUGAGAGCAGCUGGCUUAGGAGACUACGGUUUAAUGGCCUGCAGUAGGAGGUGAAGAGCUCCCCUGUGGCUGCUAGUGAGGCUCAGAAACAUCAGGUGGAAAAUCAGUGAUGUCACUGAGUGCUGGCUUCAGCUUUUGGCGAAUAAGCUGCAGUAUUAAGCAAGAAGAGCUUCAGGAAAAUGUGGGGUCACCUUUAAUACACGACUAUAAAGUGCAGAAUGGUCAAGAGCUGGAUGAUCAAUCAGGUUUUGAUUUAAAUCGUGAUUAUUCCCCAUGAUUGCAACGAUACAUUUAAAAAGACUGAAGAUAUUGUGCCGCCUGCAGGGUUGCCCCCAUUACGUCAUUUAUGUUGAACGAAGCCCACCCUCUCUCUCUUCCCUUACAGCCCCUCCCCUCAAACAGCUCUCACUUUCACCUCGUGAUAAGCAGUGAAGUCGCAGCUUCUGCUAAGAUUAAUUCUGGACUAUUAUAUCUUCAACAAAUUGUGCAACAGCGGUACAAUCAUAGACUGUAUAUAGAAUGGACGCUGUCUGCCUCCUCGCUGGGUGAAGCCACUCUGAAAACAGCACCCUCUGGUGACGGGCUGCAGUAUAGGUCCUAAAUUUUGCCUCCUUCAGCAGAGCUUAUGGAGCUGUGGACAAACUUUAGAAAUUUUCAUUAAAACAUAAAUUUUUCUACCCCCUGCUUGCAAUUUAGUUACUGUAAGACUGGUUUGUGCUCAAGUCCUCUUUUUCUGUGCAAUGGCCAGCUCCAUUUUUAAAAGGGGUUCAUGUUUGUAUGUUUGACAUUUGACACAGCCUAUGGGUGUACGAAGAUUGGGUAGCUUACCCGGGGAAUAUGCUGUUUGAGCCGAGUGUCAUCACAGCGACUCUCUGCGACUCUCCCAUCAAAUGCAUACAACGCUACUGCGCAAUGUUGGUUUCAGGAAAUUUAGAAAAAUUGUGGAAACACCGAGAGCUUUUAGCCUUAAAUCCGUAUACUGGCGGAAGGCUGAACCAAGUUGUCCAUAGUAUAUACAGUCUAUGGGUACAAGAUACCAUGCAGCCAUAGGUGGAGAGUGGAGAGCAGGGAGAGGAGACAGGUGUAUGUGUCUGUAUGUUUCUGAUUAUGAUGAGCAUGAUGGGAUGAGCGUGCACUAGCACUGAACCUGAACUCCUCUCCAGAUUGGGCUUAAAUUAUGUAUGCACGCUAGAUUAGGAGGUAUUAACAGUUUUGUUGGUAUUUAGGUGUGGCUGAAGCGCUGGGCGUGUUGAAAAGCAGACCCUGAAACCCCACACAGGGGGUUCCUGCACCUUCGACUCGUGAGAACAAUGGUUUUAGUAAGGGAGGUCAUGUAUAAUAUAUGCUAGCCGGUUAAGUCAUUCAGGCAACAACAGAGCGAGGUGACAGCAACAUGGAUGCUCAAUUACUGUGUGGAGACUAACAAUGUGGUGAGCUUACAAAGUGUAGGAAAAGGCAGGAGAUUCAGAGGCCUCAACCAAAGGGAAAUCAACAUUUUCUCAAACUUUCCUUCUCAAAAACUGCAAAAAAAGUGACUCUUUAAAGUUACCUUUUCCCCAAAAAUGAGCCUACAGGACAUUUAAAAGAAGUUGAAUGAAAUCAGCUUUAUUUUCAAAACAUCGUGACUACAUGAUAUAAAAAUUUCUUGUUUCUUUUCCUCCACAGCUCCGCCUUCUUUCACAGCAACACCGCCGCAGUAUGUGGAGGCGAAGGAAGGGGGGAGCACUCUGCUCAGCUGCUCUGCCCAGGGAAAUCCAAAACCAAUGAUCAGCUGGGUGAGGGAGGGGGAGGAGCUCUCCACCAACGCUAAAUAUUCGGUAAGAAUGAUCGUGAGUUAUGGGCAUAAUUCAGAUUUAUGAUUGUGUGCAAAUAUAGAAGCAGGGCUUGUGCACAGAUGGUGUCAUCCGCUGAGUCCAUCUGUACUGGAAAUGUGUUAUGAACUACAAAUCACAGAGGCCUAAAUCGGUUUCUUCUGUUGUUCAUAGAAAAAAAAAACAGACAAUACUUUUGUGAUGAGAUCUGCAAAGAACUACUGCAUGGAGCUGUGGAUAAAGUUGAUUAUAUGUUACAAGUUUAAAGAAGAAUAAAACCCACUCUUAAGUAUUGGCAUGUCGAAACACAGUAAAACGUUGUAGCUCUAGAUUGAUCAGAAAAUGGACUAUCAUCAGUCUGUUCUCACUUUCUCUGCCCUCCCUGUUGUCUCACUUAAAAACACGUUUUUUAUUCCCGUGGAUAAACUCACUAAAGUAGACCAAAUGAUGUCAUCCUAAGAUAUUUCUGGCUCAGCCCCGGCGCAGUUUGACAGCAGUGAAAUGUCUCAGGUACAUGAAUCGGUGACAUAAACAUCAGGUUGCCGUUGUCAGCUGUAUAAAAUCAAAGACAUUUAACACGCUACUCCAUUAGAAAUUACUCAGAAACACUUGUCAGAGAGAUGACUCAGCGCAGACGCAGGAUGUUGAGUAAAAAGUGCAGAUUUGUUACAAUGAAACCAAAUAAAACCUUUUUAAAAAUCAAUCAUAAAAAAAGAUUUACAGGGAGAAAUGCUCAACAAGCAGAGAAAGUAUAUGUAAAACUUGUGAACAAAGUACUUGUUCAACUAAUUUUCUUUUUUGGCUCCCAAUACAGACACAAACCAGACACAAGUAACACAAGCGCACUGCAAAGACUAAGGAAAGUACAUACUGUAUGUCAUUAUCCUCAAAAUAAGCCUCAUUCACCUGACAAGUCUUGGUAAACAUCUUUUACUCAGACAAUUUUUAGGUUUAUAGGCUUAGAUAUAGGUUUCUUGCUCAGACUGUUAAACACAAAUCUGCAAUGGAGGGGUCUGAUUAAAGCUCCUGUAAGGAUGUUUCUGUUUCUGUCAAAUUUGGCGCCACCUGAUGGACAAAGUAAAACCUCUUACAUCCCUUAUUUUAAUAAUCUAAACAGGUUUUAUCACAUGGCUGUCUUUAAAACCGUCAGGUGAUAAAAGGUAAAAAAAAAAAAGAUGCUGUUUUUUUCAGCGUGCUUUCAGUCAUUUGGCCUGACAAUGACCGACUUGCUGAGAUCAAAGGCAUUUAAAAAUACCCCAAAAAGCUUUAAAGUGCAAUAUAAAGAAUAAAAAUCGCUAAAUGAAAAAGUAAGAUCAGAGAAUUAACAAAGUAUGAAUUUUGCUCACAAUAAUAAAUUGGAAAAUCCAGUUUGAGGCCACAGUGGAUGUUUGAAUCUUUGAGUAAUUGUACAUUUUUUUGUUCAGACACUCUUUGACGAGGUGACUGGUUCCUCAGAGUGACACGACUAUCGCUGUGUUCGGUUGUUUCAGUGGCUGUAAGGUUAGCCAAGACUAUGUCAGAGAGGAAAGAACAGAUCUACUACUCUUUGCUGUAUUUUGGAUAAACAGGUUAAAGCCUAAAAACUUAAACAAUUAUAGCUGAGAUAUGUCUGUUUUAAUUUUAGUAGAUUUGUUUCACAUUGUGUUUUUAUCACUGUACUGAAGUUUGUUGCUGCAUGUUGCGGAUUCACUUGUACCAACCAGGCAUGCUGCUGCUAGCUCCCUCAGGUGCUAUUCACGAUUUUUCGCCGACACCUCUGAUAGAGACUCUCCAAAUGAGUGGAUGUUUUGUGGAUGUGUGUCCUAUCUGGCCAGUAAGUUUUAAAGUAGCAUUUUAAAGUUCUGGAUAUAUAUAACUGGAUAUAAUUGACACAAAUAAUUACUAGAUUAUUAUUUUGUAAAUUGUAAGUUAAAGCUCCUGGGAGAACCUUUCAGAUUGUGUUGAUAUUGACGCUGCCCGUGGUCAACACACUCUUUGCUUGUCUUGCUCUUUACAUGGUUGAAAUCUCAUCCUGCUAACCUUUGCCCCUCAGAUGUUUCAUUUAUUAUAUUUUAUGUGAAAUUUGAAACAGAGGGCUGUUUCUUUAGCUGCUGGGCCGACACCUACCCGCUUGGGCCAGUAUCAUGCAUCAACAAUGACAAGAUACGAAUCACCAAUCUUGUCCCUGAUGGUCUUGCUUUCUUUUGGAUAUCACAAAAAGGCAUCAAUACAAAUUUCCAUCUAUUUCCUAAGCGUCAAAAAACUCCCCACAGGAGCUUUAAAUUCUUGGAUUAUAUUGUAUUUGCUUCAGUUUCUUUUUUUCCAACUUUGACGUCAGGUUUGUAUUUCUCGACACCAAUCUGAUUCCACACAAAUGUCUGUUUUUGAAGCAGAGCAACUUUUUCACUCUUUCAGUUUAAUUCCACAAGUACUCUCUCCACCCACAUGAGAUACUCGAGAGAGCACUCCAAUUCAACAUCCGUUCAUUUGCGAUUGUCUGGAGUCGCUCUCUCAAACCCAUGAAUGAGCCGUUAGAAAAGGAAGGUCAAGGUAAAGAGAUGAUGGAUUUAAGCGGCUCGUACAAAACAAACUGCUGGAAUUCUUUGAGCAGAAGUUGCCGAGUGUUUUCAACGAGCAGAGGAGCACAGGAGGGCCAUUUUUAACCGCUUGUAACUGUUUGUCGAGUUGUUUUCAAGGUGGAGUUGUUUUCUGCAUGCCUUCACAUUCUCACAUCUGACUGAUAAUUCAGUCUGCUGCAGGCGUUAUCAACUCUUCAGCACAGUCGGUGUGAUACAGGCUGACGAGGGCAAACGGGGCCUCUUCCUCUUUCAUUUUCCCCACUUUGCUGCACCAUCUCUCCCUCCAGUUGCCUCUUUUUAAUGCCGUUCCCUCCGUAAAUGAUUGGACAACAUUCUAAUGCAUUAUUUAUCUCCCUCUCCCCACAUCAAUAUUACAUUAGUCCUAAUAUGAAUGUUACACUAAAAAUGAAAAUCGCUAGUGAGAGCCAAGUGCUGUACUUCACCGGCUCCGGCAGAAAAUGCGAAAAAGCAGCGCGUUUAUGAGCUUUCCUCCUCCAUUUGGUUGUUUGAAGGGUAAGUUCAAGCAGAGAACUUCAAACUUGGGAAAGCUCGGUGUUUGAGAGCGAGCAUGAGGGGGUAUUUGCUCAGUCACACGCUCGGAUCCAUGGAGACGUCAUGGAGAAAAACAGGAAUGUGACAGACAGGGUGAAAGACGAGGAAGCCUCAUCCUCCUCCCCCCCUCUGCUCUUUACUUAACUUUAUUGCAUGAUUUGUUUGCACAGGACCAUUAAACAGAGCUACUAAACAAAAGUGUUGUUCAGGAGAGGACAGAAACGUUGGUGAGAUUUUGAAGAGUUCCCCCAAAAGUGCACUCAGAUAACAAGCAGAAAAAAAAAAGCAGGAAAACAGUGACAACCUCCUGCAGUUUCAGAGGCUGAGUUCGUUCUCUCUCUGGAUGUGUCGGAGGAGUCACAGAAAUUGAGAUUCUGCCUUCAUCUCCUGCCUCACCUUAUCUGCAGCUUCUCCCAUCCUCCGUCCUCCUUUUUCUCCUCAUUUACUGCAGACUUCCUCCUCCUCCUUUUCUUUAAUCUUCCCUCCCUCACCUCAGAUUGAGUUCAGCUCUUGCACAGAAAGGACUGGGAUGCACUGACGGCUGUUUCUUACCAUCAGAUCCUGUCAAGGAAAUCAUUCAAAAUCACAAUCAUAAUAAUCGUCAUGAAAAGCUGUUUGUAUGUGCCGCAAAAAGUGAAAUGAAUUCCUCCAAGAUUAGACGCUGAUCAUGGCAGUGCCUUUGUAUUUUGGUGCAUAGCAGUCACAAUUAAAGAGGAAGAGAGGAAGGAACAGACCCAAGUUCAGCAAGUCAAGCGUCUUUGAUUUUUGAUGGCAUACAUAAAUAUAUCUGUUUUAAAUAAAUGAAAAGCCUCACAGAGUUUAAAGGAAAGUUGAAAGUUGGAAAUGCAAAGUUAUUGCCAGAGAGAGUGCAAUGUUCACAAUGUUUACUUCAGAUUAAUUUAGGAUAACAAUACAGGGUAGAGUUAGAGUUAUAUUUCUUAAAGGUGCACUGCCUGUCAGGGUCUUAUUCCAGGUUGAUAUGGCCCGACUACAGCUAAGGAGAAAUCCUGGAAUGAUGAAAUGAAACCUCUACAGGCUGAAAUCCAAGCAAGGAAAUAUUAAAGUAAUGCCUGACACCACAAAUUAUGGCCAGAAAAUUCAAAUUAUUUUGGAGCUGAAGUGUUUAUUUCACUAACUACUGAAAACCCAACAAAUCAAAAUGUCCUUAAAAUUAUACAAAUAUAUUUAUUUAUCUAGUUUGAUACGUUAGAUGUUUUUGGAAACUGAUAAACUACAAGAGGACAUUUUUUUCAUUUAUCGGACUGUAUUAAGGUGUUUUUUUUAGUAAUUUGUUGAUCAUAUUGAUUUGAUAGAAGUAUAUAAAAGUAUGUAACUAUGUUAACUGGAAGAUUCCAAACAAUGCAAUCCCAUAGCAAAGACACCAUGAAACUAAGUAAAACUGGGCUACAGUUCUAGCUCAGUCCCGAGUCCUAAUAUAUAAGCACCCAUUCAUUGACUAGGGGGCGAUAUGCGUCAUUUCAGCCAGUGGGACAUGUCCUGCUUGACCUAUGACGGCAGAAACCAAAACAAUCGACAAACAAGUUAGUAGGUAGCUAACAUGUUGAACGAACUUCUUUACAUCUCUGAGUGAUUUGUUUAUGAUAGGACAUCUUUGUCUCUUAUACCGUCUCUUCUUCUUUCGUGGAGGUUCUCUAGCUACCUUAGCUGACUACAGUGUCUUGUUCAAACACAGGUGAGUUUAACUCUGACCAAAAUAUGCACAUGCGGGACUAGAUUAAUCCCCACUUGUCUUGGUGUGUUAAUCCAAUUUAGAGAAAUUCCAAGUGCAGUGGCUGUUGGAUUGACGUUUGCACAAUUUCACUUCGAUUAGUAAAGUGAAUCAAAUUUUCAUAAAUGUAAAUGUACCGAAUGUUAGCAUAUCUAAGUGCUUACAAGCAAACUAAACAUACAAGUUUGUUCUAGCCUUUGUUUACAAAAAAGUCGUCAGUGAAGUGGUGAGCACAAAUAGCAAUAAUAGGGCUGUUUGGUCCCAAAACUUCCCACUGUUUUGUGGUGCCUUCAUCUUUGGGAAGGGAAAUUAGCAGUGACUGCCCUUCACAACUAAUAACACACCAACUAAAAACUUCACAAGACAUAUUGAAUCCACGGGGGAAACAGACUUUUCAGCUUCGGGUGGGUGUUUGAUUGACAGAGCUGCUGGGUGGACUCGUCCUUUAACGUUGUCCUGAUGGGAUGAGAUGACCUGACAUCGGACUGUGGCAACAAAACAAGAUGUACAGAAAUCAUGUUAUGGAACUUUGCUGGGGUUAAGUCUGGAUAUCCGGCAGAUAAAGCUACAUUUGCUAUCUGCUGCAACAAAACAACCAUUAGCAUUUUAUCUGAACAGCUUUACAUUUAUGAAGUCAUUUCAUUAAUAGCGGUAAUAAAACACAUGAUAUAUUAAUGAACACCAGCCUCAGAAGACUGCACCUCAGAUGCAGACGGUGGCUGGUGAAGGAGGCUAACAAGGGCUAGAAAACAUGCAGAAUCAGCCAAACAGCCCUGAGUGUAAGCAUGUAAUCAAAAUAAAGACUUUAUUAUCAUAUAUAUAUAUUUUAAAAACUUUUUUAAUGAAUACAAAUGGCUCCGCGGGCUCCCAGAGCGAUGCUUCACAACCCAUCAGUGUUUAGUUUGCACUUUCAGCUCUCAGCAGGACGCACACGUCGUUGUUACAGCCGUGAAGCACAAAGUGUGAUCUUGUAAUAGACAAUGUGAGAGAUGGUGACUCAGUUUGCCAACAGACAGACAGAAGUUGAAGGCGCUUGAGCCGAUCUACUCGCAGCAUCUCUUGUCUCUCUAUAAAACAUGUGAAAGACGGAUGAAUGGGAAUACUUCUGCGGGCGCAGCAGCUGCAUGAAUGGACACACGACAGCUGUGUGUUACUUGAAUGGACAGAGGCUCUCACAACCUGUUGCAUAAUUUAUGAGGCCGUUUCUAUUAGGUUUGGUUAAUGUGUUUCUUCAACACUUAUUGCUUCUCAUCAGUGUGCUGCACACAGGGAUGCAGCAGCAGCAACACACUGUGAGACGUCUCCACGGUUACCACAUGCUGGAAUCGGAGCUGGAGUUAAUUAAAGCGUGACACAUUCAUGACUUUAGCGUGUUUGAUGUAUUUCCUUUGGAGGACGCUCCUGUGCUAACUCAAUGAAAAGUCACUAAAGAGGGUUAUGAUCAGUGGAGAAGUGUAAAGAAUACAAACGCAGACAUCAGAGAAGGAGAGAAUUGACCUUUUGUUCUUAUAAUAAACUCACAUAUUCAAAACAAACAUGCAGUAUGAUAAACGUAGUAUGAUAUUUGAACUAAAACUAUUUGGCUUUGGACUUAAUGAAUAAUUUAUCCCUCAAAUUAAAACUUUUUUCAGUUAAAAUUUCUCAUAAAUUUGCUGAUUUUCACUUCGUUAAAAAUGAGCAAAACUUUUUCACCCUUGGCAAGUGCUUAACCAGAUCAUUAAAAGAUGUCAAUGUGGGCUCGGGGGUAGUGUUACAAGCACUUUAAACUUUUCUUUGAUAUUUUCAAGGGCUAAAGAUCUAAUGAAAUGAUCCAUGGUGAAAAUUAUUCAUUAAAUUUCUGUUAUUUUGUUAUUGAAUUAGUUUGAAUCACUGCUUAAACUUCACUGUUAAAUAUGUUUUUAAGAAAAACACCCUUAGAUAAAAAUAAGACAAAAUUAGAUGAGAUUAAUGAUGUGAAAUAAGAUUUGAUAAAUUAAGAUGACAUGAAAGAAGUUGAAAUGAGAUUAAAUGAGUCGAAUGGGUUAGAUUAGAUAAAAUGAGAUGAGUCAAGAUAAAAUGAAGUAAAUUCAGAUGACAUUAGAUGUGAUAAGAUCAGUCAAAAUGGGAUGAAAUUGGUUAAAAUUAGAUAAGAUUAGCUAAAAAGAGUUAAGUUGAGAUGGAAUAAAAUGAGUUUAGAUGUGAUAUUUAGGGUUGAGAUGAAGUUAUGUAAGAUGAGACAAGUUAAAAUUACAUUAAAUUUGUCAAAUUGAUUGAAUAGGUUGAAAUGAGAUAACAUGAGAUGAGUCAAGAUGAGUUGAAAUUAGUUCAGAUGGGAUAAGAGCAGUCAGCUACUGAUGAUAAAACUGUUAAACAAAUGUAUAAAUAACCAAAGAUUAUAGAUGCACUUUGGACAUGUGCAGAGAGUGAUCGGUUAAUGAGACAGUUAAGGGUUAAAGUGAUUAGUAUUAUGUGAUCAAUCACAAUCCCACCUCAGAGUGUGGUAAACUGUGAUUUGAGGUAUAGAAUAAGAUAUAAGAUAAUAUUUGAAAUAAUGACAGUUUAAGGUUCAUUAUCACUGCUCUGUGAUCAAAUGAUGAGUCGAGUAUAACAGACUUAAUUUUCAACUUGAGGUUCUUCUAGUUUGAAAGUUAAGGAUAUUUUCCUGUGAAAUCUUACACAUUUAACUUGAACUACCUAAGUUUGAUGUUUAACUGCUUCUUCUUCGUGUCUCUCCAGGUACAUGAUGGCAGUCUGACCAUCCUUGGCAUCACCCGAGAUGACAGAGGGGCGUAUACAUGCCGAGCCUACAGUGACCAGGGAGAGGUGCUUCACACCACCCGUCUGCUGGUCCAAGGUACCGCAAACUAAAAGCACUGUAGCAGAUAGACAUUAUUUCUAAAUGCUGUUGGUAUACAUUUGCACAGAUCAUGAGUGUAUCCACCGAAGAAAGAAAACAAACAUGUUCCCCACCCGUCACCCCAGGCCAAAUAUUACAUUUGCAUGAUUUAAGAUGCUGUUUCACUUUUUAUAUUUCAAGACAUUUACUGGAGCAGCAUUUUAAAGCAGAGCCCUGCAACUCUCCUGUGUGCUGAUGUAUCUAACAUACAGCACCUUGUGAGUCUGUAUCAGUCAGUCAAUAGCUCAGUCUGGGGCCUCUCUGUGUGUGCAUGUGUGCGUGCUCCUGUGCACAGUUAUGUGUGUACAACAGGAUCUGUGUGUGAGAACGUCCCUGUCUGUCUCCGGUCCAUUAACUAGGCUCUCUGCUAGACACAGAUCAGAUAGAUGGCUGUGAUGCCAGCCUGCAGCUCUCUCAGUCUCCUGAUGCAGCGGGGCUGAGGGGGAGUUAACUGUGUGUAUUUAACAGGAAACAGAGCAUCUUGCCUUUAUGCUAGAGUUAUUUUAAUGCCCUGCCUGCUGUAGGUGCAAACAGAGCAGGCGAACGGACUCCCCCCUUUGUUCCCAGUAAAGUCAAUGGAUGUGCACUCACACUGCAAACACAUUAAAAAAUCAUGGUGUUGUAACUUUUUUUUCUAUGGAGUGAUCACUGGUGCAUAUGAUGCAACUGCAUCAAGUCUUCAGGCCUCCAAUGGAAGGCUAGGACUGCAAUAGCUUUUCUCUUAAACACAACAUGCUGCAGCGGCUCAGAGAGAAACACCUGACCCCUUAAAAAACAUUUUACAAGGAUCUAGGGCUGAGCGAUAGACCGAAAAUUUACCAAUACUGAAAUUUACAACAAUAACCGGUUAUUUUGCCCAUAUCGGUAUAUUCGGUGUAAAAUAAAUAAAUGAAUAAAAGUUGGUUUUGGAUGUGUGUAGGUAGGCUAUGGUCUCAUGUCUCUUUAAGACGCUGUCCUACAUCAGAGACGUGACUCCAACCCAUUCAGUCCUUUAAAUAAGAGGGAAGACAAGUGAGGAGAUGGAGGACGGUUCAAAAGUUGGAGCGGCCUGAGCGGUGGCUGAAGUAGAUAAAGUUAAUGUGGGAGGGGGUGAGCAGCUUGUAGAGUAGUUAUCAUCCAUUUAUCAUGAAUGAGGUGAACUGCUUAAUAUAUCGUGAUAUUGAUUUAAGGCCAUAUCGCCCAGCCUUAUAAGGACCCUGUGAUAAAAACUCAUUUUUAACAAGGUAGUUUGAGAUAUCUGAAGUGUGGUGUAUGAUGUUGAAUAUUGAACAGUAGUCCAUCUCUGCUGUUCAGAUCAGACCCACUCCCAUCCUAUCUUCACUCACAUGAGUGUGGCACUUUUAGCAUCUAGCAGGUUACAGAAGAGAGGGAAAACUUCCUAUAACAGACAGAAACCUCGAGCAGAACCAAACUCGUGUUACAGUUAUCUGCUGCUGGUUUUAGAGAUGGGAUGGAGUUGAAGCACUGGGAAAGCAGAUAAGCAUCUUCAGCAGUGAUCACAAGGAAACUACAGCAUGAUGGAGCUCAGGGAUCCCAGAAAAGACUGUGUCAAUACAGUCAGAGAAUGGAGAAAAAAUAUAUGAUGGAACAAAAAAAGAAGAGUAUUAGCAGUACAACGUCAAAAGAGGUCACAUGUAGAAACAAUAAAUGAUGGUUUGGGGUGAAUGUAAUGGAUGGACAUGCUUGCAAAUAAAUAGAUGUAAGACUAUCUAUUAAAUAUCAAAAAAGCAGUGUACUCAGUUUUUUAUUUCUUUAGAGAAAAACGGGUGUGAUUGACAAUGUCACUUUCUAAUAAACCUGAAUCAGAUACAAGAUGUGCAGAUUCCUGUAAAAAGAAAACAUUGGAUUUUCUUGGAUAGAUAUGUAACCAUUAAUGUUCGUAUCCUAAAAUCAAGACUAACUGUUUACCAACUCUUGCAUAUUUGAAUCCACUAAUUUAUCGACUUGUUACAUCAUGACUAAAAUGUUCUUCUACCACUCGACCUCUUCUUCUGAGUUCUGUUUCUCCGUGUGUGAGGCUGAGGUCUAAAGCAAACAACACUCUACGCACAGAAUCAGGGUCUCGCUCAUAAAUCUGAUCCGGCUCAAGUCCAAAAUGUAAAACGUUCUCUACUCGCUCAUUCUUUACUUUCCAAAAAAAGUUUUCCCUUUAAAUCGGGACAGUAGCUUCUCUGUAAUCCCGUUGCCAAACAAGACAAACACUCUGUGCUGAAAAUACAACCUCCUUUGCAUGUGUAGUGAAAUGUUUGCAUGGUUGACUGUUGGCAUGAAGAGCGCUGUGUAAUAAAAGAAGCGGGCUAUGAUUAUGACUCAGAGCAAUAACAAGCAGAUAUCUGAGGAGUCAUGAUUCUCGCUCCUGUGAUCUGUUUUUAAUUGUUGUGUGAGACGCCUACGCAUCGCCGUCCCACCUGAUGCAUAAAAGCCAAGCACGCUGAGAGGAAAAUAAACCGCAGGCUUGUAUCUGGGCCCACUCAUAAAAGACAGCUUACCUUUCAUGGCUUCUCCUGUUUUAUUUGAGAGUUUGGAGCAAACCUGGAGAUCAUCAGGCCGCAGAAAGGUUACUAUGUGAAGCAUGCAGACGCUGAAUACUGUUAACGCUGAUGCAGUGGCUGUCUGCUUAACGUGUUUUAUAUCAGACUUUGUUGGCACGUCUUAAAUAAUGUAUAGUGUUUGCUUUUACUCUCCCUGAUCCUCAGAAAAUAAAUAUUCUUUAAGUUUACUUUAAGAGAAGCCUGCAUGUAGUUUAAUCAGACACUUAGAGGUUUAAUAACACACUUUGUCACUUUGUUUUGUGUUCUGUUUGAAAUAUCAGAGUUUAAGUUGUGAAAUAAAUUGCGUUCAACUUUAUUUACAUAUUUCUUGGACUGCUCAUAAUUGCCUAUUCCCUCAAUAAUCUGUCGUUGCUGUUAAGGUUUUAAAAAGUCCACUUAUUUUUUUGCCGUUCUCCUCAGGGCCUCCAUACAUCGUCUCCCCACCUGAAAAUGUCACUGUAAACAUAUCCCAGAAUGCACUCUUCACCUGCCAAGCUGAGGCGUAUCCCGGCAACCUGACGUACACCUGGUUCUGGGAGGAGGACAACGUCUACUUCAAGAAGUAAAGUUAUGAUCAAGUUCACUUCUGUACUGUAGCCGCAGUAGAUGAAGUUAAGACUCAGAGGCCGCCUUGUUCAGAGGUUCAGUCUUUCAAAUCAAGCUUUUAACCCAAAGGGAUAGGAGCGACAUUGUGUGUCUCUGUGCUCUUUGCUGUGUGUGUGCGUGUGUGUGCGCAUAUGAGUGUGCUGUGCCCCAUCCUGCUGCGGCCCUAGAGGCAGUGCGAGCAGGCCUGGCGGGGGUCUGUCUGGACAGUGCCAGGCAAGUAAGUGCAGUCUGAUGGCAGUAUCACAUGACUCAGGCCUUGUGUCAUCAUGCAGUGAUGAUCUGAAGUGUAGCCAGGACCUCUGCGGGGACUCCGGAGCCUGUCUUUGGAGUCUGUGAGGGUUUGAAAAACCAAAGAGUGGCAGGCAGAACAAGGAAAGGAGGAAGAAAAAAGUGAAUGGAAGUGCGACUUCAAGUGAAAAGAAGUGUGUUGAAGUGUCAGUUUGACAGAUGUAAAGGCUUCAGUGGAGACUUUUCUGCCUUUUUAACAGGAUAUAAAUAAAAUCAUCCAGAAAAAAAUCAUUUAGAAUCUUAAAAAGGACUGAUAAAGUCUCAUAAUGUUAGGCUUUGUAGAGUAAAUUGUCUCGUAAGUAUAUGAGCGUGCUCAUCUUUAGAGAUAAUAACUCGUAUUUCUUAUAUUAUUCAAUUAAACUCUUCUUUAUCUGUUUAUUCCUGGCUCUUGUUUAGUCUCUGCGCCACUGUGAGACUUAAAGUUCAGUCAAUACAGUCCAAUUAAUUUUAUCCAAUGGUAUUUAUAGAGCACUUUUCAGGACACCCAAAGAUGAUGCUUUAAAAAGAACACUCUAAAUGCAUGAGGCAGUGGCGUUUGGCUUAAUUGAUCAUCCAUAAAAAGCCAUCAGUAGGAACUAAUAGGUGGUGCUGCCAAGUUUUGAAAUCUGUUUUUUUGUAGUCAACAUAAAUGCUAAUUUAUUUAUUUAUAUAUAAAAGAAAUUUAUGGUUACCUUCUCCAGAAAAAGGUCAAACGGGUUCUUUUUAUGACCCAGAGUGUUUCCUUUAUGACCUGAAUUUUCUGACCUUUGUUUUUCCGUCUCUGAAUGUGUAAACUUUUAACAAAUGGUUAUAUUUUAAAGGCUUCACACGACAAAAUUUUUAUUUAAAGACAUACUCAGAUUAAUGUUGAGCUGUUGAGUUAUUUCAUUGUCCAAUAAAGGACCACAGCUCCAUCAUCGCUGUGUUUAAUUUUAAACGGUAUCAAGGGAGAAAACAUGAAGGCUGCACCAUUUGGCAAUUACGGCAAUUAGCAGAUUUAUUUGAAUCUCUCACUCUGUACUUGGUGUUCUUUGGAUCCCUUUCAGAGCUGCUGUUUGACUCUCUGCUGCUCUCUUAUGGCACCUUUAUGUACUUCAGCCAAAAAAAAGAAGAGGAGAUUAGAUGUGCUGCUGCCUUGUCCUGACCGUGUGUUCCCUGUAACACAGUGUGACUGAACGCCUCGUGUCUUCUUGCAGUGAUCUGAAGCUCCGAGUGCGCAUUCUCAUCGACGGCACCCUCAUCAUCUUCCGGGUCAAGCCGGAGGAUGCCGGGAAAUACACCUGCAGUCCGAGCAACAGCCUUGGCAUCUCGCCCUCGGCAUCGGCCUACCUGACUGUUCAGUGUGAGUGUUACCAUGGUAACAAAAUGGAGGGGGAGGGGCGGGGAGACGGUACAGUGAGCUGUGUGUGAGUAGAGGGAGCAGCAGCAGCAGUAUGGAGGCUGCUGGUGCUGGAGGCUGCUGGAUUAUUUGGCAGCGCUGCUUCUUCCGCUGUAACGCAAAGUAACCUUCUUGAAUUUCAAGGGCAGACGUGGCAGAGGGAGAGCUAGGUGUGUUUUGUCCAAGCCUCUUUGAACACAUCAUGUUCUGAGUGGAUAUUAUCCAUCCAAUUAUUAACCAGUCAGCCUCUUUCUUUGCUCAAAGAUGGAGACGGGCAUGUCCUCAGACCUAAUUUUUCUUCUCUCUGUUCUCUUUUGAACCCCCUAAAAUGAAACGCUGACCUUCCUGCCCAUCAGCUCUGAACAUCUAGACAGAAAAAAAAUCACCACUCUUCAUCCUCAGCAAUGUGGCAUUACAAUUUUGGUUUUUGUCCGUUCAGCUAAUUUGCUCCCAAGUUGCUGCCCGUCAUUGAUUACUGUGCCCCGGUAUGAGAGAGAGAUCCAGAGGAUUCACAGCACUGCAGGCUCUGAUUUUAUCACUGGACUCAAACAUGGCAUACUGUAAUAAAACUAGAGUCCUGUAAGCUUCAUGCACAACAUGCUCUGGGUGUCUGUUUAUUCUUUAUGUUGUCAUUUUUAAAGAGGCCAAAGCACUGAAACUUUCAGUUUAAGAAGACUUUUCAGGAUUUCCUACUCUUUCCUACUUUUUUCUGCCAUUUAAAGGGAUAUUCCAGCGAAAAAUUAAGUAAGGGUCAAACACACCGUAACACCCGUCAAGAGAUGAAUGUUGCCGACCGCUUGCUUCUCUAGUUAUACCAACUUUAGUAACGACCGCACGAUAGCAAUACAGAGAGCCACGCGCUCAACCAAAACGCCACUCUAUAACCACAAAUAAUGCUCAGAACAGCACCUAACUUCAUCAACAGUACAUAUAGGGUCCCAGCCACAGCACUAGCCACCAAACAUCUUUUUAACUUUGCCUGGUUUCUUUAGCAAAAAGACUAAACACAACUCACCUACUCUCUUCCAGCAGCCGCUUGUUUGUAUGGAGACCCCUGGGCGAUUGCAGCGGGGUGACGCAGCUCAAGGAAGAACAUUUAUGACCAUUAAUUUAUCAUUUCCUUGAAGUAAUAAUCAUCAUAUUAAUCAUUUUGCACUGCAGAUGCGGUAGUUUUUCUGCCUUAGCGUCUCAGUCUGUUUGCAUUUCCAUGAAGUUUUAAUCAUAAAUGUUCUUCCUUGAGCUGUGUCACCCCGCUGCAGUUGAUGGACUCGCCUGGAGGUCUCUGUAAUUAAUUCUUAAUUUUACGCUGAAAUAUCCCUUUAAGUCCAAAUUAGCUUCUUCACAUCAAGUAUCAUUGAUCAUACAUCCAGCUCUUGUAACUUUGAGCUCUCUCUGACCUCCAGACCCCGCCAGAGUGAUCAACAUGCCUCCGGUCAUCUACGUCCCACGGAAACUACCAGGCAUCAUCCGCUGCCCGGUGGAUGCCAAUCCACCUGUGACAUCGGUGAAGUGGGAGAAAGACGGCUAUCCCCUCAGAGUGGAGAAGGUAAGAUUAUCUCGAGGGUUUGGUCUGUUUCACUUUCACUUUUGACUUCUUCAGAUCAGUUACAUGGAGUUUCACAUCGUUUCAUGCCUCCCUCACCUCGUCUUAUAGUACCCCGGUUGGAGCGUGAUGCCAGAUGGAAGUAUCCGGGUGGCGGAGGCCACAGAAGACUCCCUGGGCACCUACACCUGUGUGCCUUACAACGCCCUGGGUACCAUGGGCAUGUCCCCCCCUGCCACUUUGGUGCUAAAGGUACGUCUCCUUUUCAGGUCCUGCCUGGUCUAGCAUAAAAGUCUUGAUGUCUUACUUACAUUUGUGUGUCCAGGAUCCCCCUUACUUUAAUGUGAGGCCUGGGGGGGAGUACCGACAGGAGGCUGGCAGAGAGUUAGUUAUACCCUGUGCUGCUUCUGGAGACCCUGAUAUACCAACCAUCACCUGGAGAAAGGUGCAGUUCAAACACAAUCAAAAUCCAUUUUCUAACUCGUCUUUAUCUGUUAAGGUACGUCUGUUUGUAACAAUGUUUUUUUUAAUUUCCAUGUCUAUUGAAGGUGGGGAAGCCAAGCAAGAGUAAGCACAACAUCUUACCCAGCGGCAGCUUACAGUUCCUGUCCCUCAGCAAGGAGGACCACGGAGAAUGGGAGUGUGUAGCCACCAACGUGGUCACAAGCAUCACUGCCAGCACGCGUAUCCUAGUCAUCGGUACAACCCAAGCUCACUAGAGUUUGCUCUAUCUCCUCUUUAAAAAAGUCACCUUUCAAAGUUAUUGUGUGUUUGUUGUUUUUGCGCUUUUUACCAAGAGGUUGGAAUGAUUUGUACGGAGAUGACCCUCAUCCCUCAAACACCUCGUCUCUACCCAAUUUCCCCUCAGGCAUCAUUAAAAUUUCAUUAGAUCUUAUCUGUAAUAGCUUUAUACAGUUAAUUUAAAGCCUGGAUCUGUCUUAUCCACCCAGUCACCACAGGCUCCGUCUGCUGAGUCCAGAGACAUUUUUUACCUGAUAAGUAUUGACAAAUGGCAGAGAUGAAUAUUCAAUUUUAGAGCUAUCGAAGAAAGCGAUGAGUCACCCUUUUGUGGGAUAACGCCACAGAGAAUCGGAUUUAUCAUGUGUUGCACAAAAAGCAGGGUUUUGUUAGAUUUUCACAACGAAUGUCAGUACCCUCGCCAUUUAUCAGCCCUCCUACCUCAACUAGUGCUCUCUGAUUCGAUUUUGGGUUGUAUUUGCUGAUUAUGGCCUUUGCUUGCCUGAGCCUUUACAGCAGUAAUAACACUUAUUUCAACAGAGAUAACAUCUUGCACAGAGUAGUAAAAAAGCUCUCGCUGAACGGGCAGGAUAGUGUCAGACAUGAUAAUAAACCAUACAAGGAAUGUAAAAUACUUUUUACUUUGGGGUGUCUGUUGUUUUUUCAAAAAUCUUUUUUCCUAAACAAGUUGCUCUUUUUUCCCUGCCGUGUAUUUAUCUCACGGUGUAAUUUCAGAGUGAACUCCAAGCCUGUUAACCCUUCAAGGCCAGAGUGAUGGUGACAGACAAUUUGUGAAAUUUGUGAUUGCAAAUGCAAGAAGAACUUUGGUACAUUAAUUUAAUAUACCUUAAAGGGAAAUUCUGUUAGUGUCAAACACACCGUAACACCAAGUUAGAGACCCCGUCAAGAGAUGAAUGUUGCCGACCGCUUACUUCUCUAGUUUUACCAACUUUAGUAAUGACCGCAUGAUAGCAAUACACAGCGUUCUCAGGAUCCACGCGCUCAACCAAAAAGCCACUCUAUAGCCACAAAUAAUGCUCAGAACUGCACCUAACUUCAUCAACAGUCCAUGUAGAGUCCCAGCUAUAGCACUAGCCACCAAACAUCUUUUUAGCUUUACCUAAUUUCUUAAGCAAAGAGACUAAACACAACUCACCUACUCUCUUCCAGCAGCCGCUUAUUUGUAGCGAGACCUCAGGCCAGUCCAUUACGGACUGCAGCGGGGUGAUGCAGCUCAAGGAAGAACAUUUAUGAUCAUUACUUUAUCAUUUCCUUGAAGUAAUAAUCACCAUAUUAAUCAUUUUGCACUGCAGACCCGGUAGUUCUUCUGCCUUAGUGUCUCAGUCUGAUCGUAUUUCCAUAAAGAAUUGAUCAUAAAUGUUCUUCCUUGAGCUGCGUCACCCCGCUGUAGUCAGUUUGGACUGGCCUGAGGUCAUGCUACAAACAAGCGGCUGCUGGAAGAGAGUAGGUGAGUUGUGUUUAGUCUCUUUGCUAAAGAAAUCAGGCAAAGCUAAAAAGAUGUUUGGUGGCUAGUGCUGUGGCUAGGACCCUAUUUGUACUGUUGAUGAAGUUAGGUGCUGUUCUGAGCAUUAUUUGUGUCUAUAGAGUGGCGUUUUGGUUGAGGUUUGUGUGUGGCUCCUAAGACCACAGUGUAUUGCUAUUGUGCGGUCGUUACUAAAGUUGGUAUAACUAGAGAAGCAAGCGGUCGGCAACAUUCAUCUCUCAACGUGGGGUCUAACUCGAUGUUACCGUGUGUUUGACCCUAAAUUAAUUUUACCCCAGAAUAUCCCUUAAAGUGUUGAGCUAUUCCUUGAAGCCUAAGGUUUUUUCUUAUCAUUUGCUGGCCUGUAAAGUGCAAGCAUGUCUGCCCCAGUAGCCCAUUGCCCCAGUGCCUAUGGAGCUGUUAUCCUGUUUCACAGCUGGCAGCUCCCCGCCCGCCUCGCCGCGACCAGCCCUCAGCUGACAGGUGUCACAGGGCUGCAGAGGCAGCUGUGCUCCUCAGACCACACUCAGGUCUCUCUGUUUUUUAUCGCAGUGAGAAGUUACUGGCUGCGGGCCACACGGCACAGCUGUCGCGUGGGUGGGAUGAGCAGAGCUGCAGACAGCAGCGCCGCUGCUCUUGAACUUGACCUUACGUUGGUCAGCACCUCAGCAAUAUCCAUGGAGAGCAGGCCGACUCUGGAGGCAGCAUUUAGGGAGAGAAAAUACCAACAAAAUGCUCAUCGUGUUGACCCGAGUCACCAGAUAUGUUGAUAAAAUGUUGAUUCAUUGUACAUGUUAACACGAUACCUACAGUUUUAUCUCUGAAGAAGCACUAUAUAUGGUAACUCAGAUUGCCUCUAUUGCUGAGCUCACUUCUUUCCCUCUCUCUGUCUCUGUGAACACUCAGGCACCAGCCCGCAUGCUCCCGGUAAUAUCCAUGUAUUGCCCUCAACAACCUUUGCCAAUGUGUCCUGGGAACCAGGUUAUGAUGGCGGUUUCGAACAGACGUUCUCUGUGUGGUACGGUCCAGUGUAAGUGCUUUUCCUUUACUUCAGAUCAAUGACUGCUGUCUGGAGAUGUGGAAACACGACCCCUGGGUUAGACCACUCUAGUCAUCUAUGAACGAAGAAGAGGAGGGUUUAGUUUUUCUUAUUCUCAGAUUUUUGUCUGAAUUUAAUGAUGUGAAAUAGGAAAAUGAUUGAGCUUUAAUUAAUGCAAAAUCAUAUAAGAUACAUCAACAUGUGCAUAAUUAAUCAGCUCAGGUUGAAGAAAUGAACGUUGGCAGACGGUCAAAUAAAGAACACAUUUCCUCAGCUUUACACUCUGAGUUAAAUACUGCUUUUCUCAGGGUUGAAACUACAAAUUUGUAAGUCAAAGCUCUGUAAUUACCGUAGUGAGAGAUAAUUACACAUUUAACUGUUUGCACAUUGUAGAGCCAGACACAUUAUAGCCUAGUGAGCACAACAAAUUACCAUCAACUUGUGGUUAAUGUGACCGCGGUGAUAAUUGACAGGCGGUUAUAAAUCGGACAAAUAACAGGUCUAGUUUAGAUUAGCUAUAACUUAUUGUACUCUUAACAGCAGGUGCCGGCUAAGUUGAAGGAUGAAUUUCAAGUUUCAUUUUCUGUUUUAUUUGUUUUAUGAACUUAUUGAAGCACUUUUGAACCAGGUUUGUGCCACAGUUUGCAAGAAUUUACAUGCAAAGAUAGAGAAUAGCAGUAUUUGAGGAUUUUAAGUGGUUUAGGCGAGAGGAGACUUAUUCGCAAAGAAAAUCAGAAUAAAGGGAUAAUAUCAGGAAAAUGUAAAGAAUAAAGAGUAUAAAAUUUUACUGCUCAAACACAGCAUUCUGAAUGAUAAAAUUAAAUAAAUAAUGACCAUAAACUAUUCGCAUUGAAAGCAGGAGUGUAUAGAGAUGAGUUUCAAGUUUCCAUUUAUUGGUAACAGCAUUUUGAGCAGCUUCAGCUGACUGUUAAAAAAACAGCUGCCUCAUACCAUGAAAACUCAAAUCUGGCUCAUUAGGAGUUUGAAUCCCGACAUUUGGAACAAAUUAGAAGUUUUUGGUGAACUGACUGCAAAUUUGUUGGACCCCUUCACUAAUAACACCAUCUUUAGACGUAGGAAUCAGCCAUAGACGGUGUUUAAUUUUUCUCUGUUUUCUCAUUUCCGCUCUCAGGUCAAAGAGAACAGACUUUGGUCCUCAUGACUGGCAUUCGAUGCCGGUUUCUGGUGCUCAGACCUGGUUGGUGGUGCCAGGGCUGGAGCCUGGGACGGAGUACCAGUUCAGUGUGUUGGCACAAAACAAAUUGGGCACAGGCCCAUUCAGCGAAGUUGUGACAGUCAACACUGCAGGUGGGUACUUAAUCAAAGGUUUUCCCAUCCAUGUUUAAUGCUUCCUGACUUCAGAGUAAGCCCACUGAGCCGCACUGAGACUCUAUUUUUAACUUAAGAGUGCCAUCAGAUACAGCACUGAACAUGCUGCCCUCUAGUGAUGCUCAGAUUAAUACAGGAAAGAGUGAAGUUUACUGGAGAGGUAGAACUUAAACAUCGCACUCUUUUCCUCCAUCAGGUAAAGAUGUUUCUCUUUUAGUCAGGCUGCCUAAUUCAGAUACGAAGAUGUUGAUGUACUCAUGUGGGUCACCUGCAUUUAUUUCUGUAAUUUUCUUCACAAAAAAAUGCAAAGACAGAAUAAAUAGAUCAAAUCAGGUCAACACGAAGACUGUGCACGAGCGAGCAUAAGUGUACGGCUCUAAAGUGUCAUCCUUUUCUAACUCGUCCACCCACAAACUUAAUCAUCUUAGAUUAAACCAGCCCUCCUCUUCCUUCUACCCCACUUACACUCUACAGUCACGAUUUUAAAGAGGAAACCCCCACAAAUAACAGAGUCAUCAAAUCAUUUUGACAGUCCUUCAGCAUGACUAAGCAAACAAGAUUUUAUCCGCUGUUAAAUCCAAGCGUCAGAGAUUUAUGGUCUUCAUAAGAGAAGAAUGUGCACAAAGUGAAUCAGGGAACGACUCAUAUGGCUGAACUUAUAAAAGUUCACCCCGCACCUGCACAGAGAUGGUAGCAGAUGAUGCUAGUUUUAAUGAGCUCUGAUAUGAGAUGGAUAAUCCUCGCUGUAAAUAGUUUCAGUUUACACAGCAGGAGUGGCACAGGUGUUACCCAUGACAUUAUUGAUGGCGCCGUUCCAUUUAGGUGUGCCAAUAAACCAUCAUUCACAACGCCAGAGUCAUUAAUUAUGUUAUUAGUCCCACCUUUGUUUGACAAGCCAACGAUGUUUGCCAUGAGAACGACGCAUUGGAGAGCCGCACUCAGCUGCCGUUCACAAAUUCUGUCUUGUGCGUCUUUGAUGUCGAGCAGAUUUACAUAUUUAAGAUUCUUGACUUUUAAUCCACCUCAUGCCUCAAGGGCACGCUGCCAAUUCAGCCGAGUCUCCGCGUGCAGCUGCCUGAACAGCAACUGAAUUAAAAGGUGUAUGAUAUUUAAAAUCAAUGUCUCAGCAGAAAAAAAAAGGCAUGUAGGAAGAAAAAUGCACGGAUAGAUAUUUCGCUAUACGGUGGGAAGGACAAAGAGAUGAAGGUGUGCAGUAGGAGUACUCACAGGUCAGGACAGGCGCACCUGAAGUCACGGAUAUAGUUUGGCUAUGACACCAUGUAAAAACUAAGACUCAAGACCGGCUCUGGUGUACACAGCGCAGACAUAAAUCCUACUUACUGCCUGCAAAAGCGAAACAAAGGCUAAAUGAGGCUUGCACAUUUCUGACCUAGUUCACACACUGAGAUGGUAGCCAACAGAAGAGCAGGCACUGACAAUGAGGUGCUUUAAUUAUACCGUCCCCUCUCUUUUAGUCCUGUAAUGUUAUUUUUAUAAUUGUGAUAAUAUUGUUUUGUCAGAAAGGAAGAUCGUGAGACCUCUUUUAAGUGUUUUGUUUUUUUGGCUUUAACUACUAAAAGAAAACCAUAACACUAUGGUAGAUGUGUCACUAUAAAAGUGAUCGUCAGAGAUUUUUGUCACUGUUGAUCCAAUUUUCCUUUUUGGCAAAAUGUGUCUGCGUUUGAGCAGUCUUUUCUGCCUGUUUGUUUUUUUUAUUUUUUUUGUUUACUCACUGUAAGCGAAUUUUUCUACUAGACAUGUAUUUUAAGACUUACGGUAGGUUUGUUUAGACAUUUGGAGUAGUAGGAAGAGUCACUCCAGAGGAAGCACUCUCAGUAUUCAGUCUGAGGUCAGGUAGAAUACCUGUGAGGGUGUAUAUUCAGGGAGCUAGAACUGCUCCACUCUCACGGUGUAUAACAUACUUCUAGCUGAGUGAUCCCAUGCACUAUUUAUGUGGUACAGAAAGGCUACCAAAACAUUUCUGUAACGUUCAGCUCAGUUAGUAAAACCCACUGACCCUGUUCAUCACUCAGGAGAGAGCAGAUUUAGGCUUUUGGUUCUUCAAUUCACCACCAGACUAAAAUAUCUCGACAACACUCAGAUGGACUGCUAUGAAAUAUUAUUCAAACACUAAUGGAUUGACUUAUUUGUAAUCAUCUGAAUGUUAAGAAAUACUGAAUGGAGUGGCACAACGUUUGGUUUAUUAAAGUUGAUCAUGACUUUCCCAGUCUCACCAUGAGGUUGACAUUUGUGCCUUACAACUUUUAGAUGAGUUGUAUGGAAAUCAAGCUCCAUCUAAAUGAUUUUUUUACUCUUAAUACGACAAAUCUUUGCAAAUCUGAUGACAUUCUUACUUUAAGGUAUACUUGGUGUUCAAUGCUAGUUAGCUGAUGUCAGCAUGCUGAAUGAAAAUGAUUGUAUGUGUCGAGCAUGUGUGGCAUGUUUAAGUUUUCAGAUUAUCUCUUAAGAAAACUUCAUAUUUGUGUUAACAUUUCUGAUCAAUGGUUUUGGUCUACAGGCUCCCCCCUGGGUACCCCAGAACCACUGGUGCUUCUUACUCCACCACGGUGCCUCACAGCCAAUCGCACGCAGCACGGUGUCCUCCUCACAUGGCUCCCUCCGGCCAACCACUCUUCACCCAUCGACAGAUACAUCAUGGAGUUUCGCCUCGGGGAGAGGUGGGAGGUUCUCGAUGACCUGAUCCCGUCCACGGAGACUGAGCUCAUAGCUCGAGACCUAGUUCAGGUCAGUCACCAUCGACACAGGGACGAUUUGAUAUGAAACAUGGGUUUGUUGGGUUCAAAAUAAGAGGUGAUUUCAUACUGUUAGCCUCCUUUCAUUAUGAAGUACAACACUUGUUGAAUAAUGCUGCGUUCCAGUUGUACUUGGAAGUCUGGAUUUCCGAGUUUCGAGUCGGAAAUUCAUCUAUAAUGCCUCUCUGAAGUUGGACAAUCCUCGCCAACCCCAACUUGACGACAAUGUCGUAAUUCAAGAUGACAGUGCAGUGCAUCAACAGUAAAGAGUGACAGUGAAAGCUCUAAUAUUGUAUUAUUUAUUAGCACUUCUGUUUUGUUUUUGUGAAAUUGAGUUAGUGAUAUGUGUUGUACUGCCUAACGUCUAACUGUAAACACAGUGCUAUGGUGUUUGUAGGGUAAAAUACUGUGUUAUGUGUUAUUUACAACUGGUAUAGCUAACAACAAUAACGACAGCUGAAAAUUGUAAACAACCGCUAACAACUGCUAACAGUAGGUGUCCAUCUCGGUUUUACGACUCAUCAACUCGUGUAGUGUCAUUCCCAGCUCCGACAUCCGACUUCCCAGGUAACUGGAACGCAGCAAAUAUAUAACAACAUUAGAGAAUAUUCCGUCACUGUUGUUUAAUGUUUCAACGAGAUUCACAGUGAGAUGGUCUUUGGUGGGUGAAAGAAGGGCGAAUUUUGAUGUCUCUGCACAGGAGUCCUGGUACGAGUUUCGGGUUAUGGCCGUGAUGGACGACCUGAUCAGUGAGAGCAGCAACGUAGUGGGAGUGUCCAGCACAGGUCAGUGUGCUCCAGGUUCAAUCUACCCUACCCACUGGAAAACUUGGCCCCCGUGGGGAAUAAGCUUCUGAGUAUUUGGUGAAUAUAAUCUUUAAUUUUUACCCACUCGUGUGCUACAUCAGAUCCCUUCCCCCCUGCAGAGUUGCCGGAUGAGGGGCUGGCACGGCCUGUGGUUGCUGGUGUUGUGGCAACCAUCUGCUUCCUGGCAGCGGCAGUACUGUUUAGCACCCUUGCAGCUUGCUUUGUCAACAAGCAACACCGUCGCAAACUCAAGCGUAAACCAGGUCGGUCUCUACCUUAUUUUUAUCUAAUAAACACGCUGCAUGUCUGGCCAUGAAUGGGAAUCAAAUUGAAAAUAAGGAAUGCAAAAUGACAUCAAGAAAGACAAUGAGGUAUUAUGAGGCCACAGAGGCUCAUGAAAUAACUUCAUAUAGGAUGCAUACUGACCAUGAAAUGGAUGAUUCAAGAUUGAUUAAAAAAAGUGAGUUCGAUGACCAAAAAAUUCAAAUGAUGCACAGAAAUUAGAGCAAAAUGACCAUAAAGAGGAACAAAAGUGACUAGACUGACAAGACAGAGAUCCAAACUGUCAAUAGAUGGACACAAAGCAAUCAGAGAGCUGACGAAUAGCAACAUUUGACCCACUUUUUCAUAGUGUUCGCUCUCCUCCAGUCUAGUUGUCUCUGUUGUUUCUUGGGGGUCUUUGAUGUGUCUUAUGAGCCCCGGAGCCUCAUAAUCCGUACAUGUGUUUGACUUCUUUUCAUGGUAUUCAACAGAGGAUGAAUGCUGAAUUCAAAUGUUUCUGUCCUCUCAGAUCCUCCCUUGUCGGUGACACACUUCAGGAAAAGCAUUGAGUCACCGUAAGUAACGCGAACGCCGGAGCCUCUGCCGUCUGCCGGAGGAGGCUGCUACUGUGCAUGUUCUAGUGCACCUUUUAUAUACAGUAUUACACUCCCUGUGCAAAGUUUUAAAUGGCACACAUUUCAGCAAUAUCAAGCAUUAGAAGUAUAAACUAUUUUGAAGAAACAGACAUUUGGUAAGAGACCAUUUUUAGAGCCUUGGUAAAUGCAAACAACCGUAGAAUGCUUCCUGUAUUGCUUUUGAGCAAGAGGUAACAUGGAAAGAAGUGGUAUAUACCAAGCAAAUCAGCAUACAGGAGAAAAAACAUCUACUUAAAUCAUCGAAAAUCUCAUUGAUUUCAUGUUCAGGCUAUUUGAAAGGUGUAGAACACGUUCAGUAGCAGCCUCUAGCGGAUCACGGGCAAAUGGAGCAAAGUUCAAAGAAGCCCAGUCAGCAUUUUAAUCACAUUACCAGGAGUGCCCAAGCUGCAGUAUGUGUAUUGAUUUUUGAUCCAUCUGUACUCUUAAACCUCAAACGCUGUGUGCUUUCUGCAUGAUUCUAAAUGUUUAAAAAAAAAAAAGCUACUUUUUGUUUAGCUGCACAUUAAAUGUACACUAUCUGCUACAUGUGUGUAAAUGUCUGUCUGUCUGUAAUCUUGUGUACAUGUAUGAUUGCAUUACGAUAUCUAAAGACGAUCAUUUGUGACGAUAAUAUGUGUAAAUCCCAUUCCAGAGUAAAUGGUUUCCAUGCAUUUUAGGUAAAUUAUCAGUUUAAGAUUUGUUUUAUUCCUUUGAAAUGGUCCCUAUAGUUCAGGAAGUUAUACUCUCAGUCCUUCCUGUUAGUGGCGUAGUCAAAUAUGAACCAGGCCCAUGUCAUUUGUCUCCCAUCGCAGGCCUCCUCUCACCCCCUUGCCAGGGGUAGAGCCCUGCUGGGACGAGCCUGCCAGGAGCAGUUUCUUGCCCCCGCCCGCCAGCCCCCUGUGAGUGCCUGCCUGCACCUAAUUACAGAGUGUGCUGCACUGCACUGGCUUGGCUGCAUGGUUAAUGCAUUGCAUAGAAAUAAUCAACUGACAAUGACUCUUUGCUGUAGUGAAGCCUAUUUGCAUGCACAGACUCUCACGCAACCAAGCAGAGAUUAAAGUGCAUUAGCUCAGCUGCAUGUAAGGUUCAGUCCUGUGUAUGCCCUCCAUGAUGUGUGUUACCUGAUGCAAUUAGGGACUGAGUAAGUGUCGACUAUGCUGCUCCUGGUGUGGGCAAAUGAGGCCUGGUUAGAUGUCAUCUGCUUUCUUCACAUCACCAUUUGGUGCAGCAUAUGGGAAUAGGUCUCGCGUCUGCUCAAGAAGACGUACGUUCGAUAGAUCUGUGAUGUGGUUGUCAUGGUCGUGUCAUUGGUUCUCUACUCAUCCUGUCAUUCUGGCUUGGUUCAUUAGCUGCUGUGCUAUCUGGAUGCUGUCAUUGCUCUGAACUGCUCAUUUUCAUAAUGUAGUUCAUUAUGGCUGUCUUGAUAACGCGCUUUGGCUCUGUAUUGUCUUAUCUGUUUGGUUAUUUGCAUCCAUGCCUUUUUAUUUUACAGCAUCAGAGGUUUUUUUCUUUGAUAUUUUUCUGCACUGGGUUUCAUCUGUUUCUUGUCAAAUUAAGUCUUUGUCUUUUGUCUGCGUUUUUAUAAGGUUAUCUUCAGGGAAGAUAAGUCCAGAGAGUUCCCCUCCAUCUCGCCCGCGCUCCCUUUCUUCAGAGGGUUCACACGGCCCAGGCCUAUACGUCAGGAAGCUGCCAAGCCCUCAAAGAGAACGAGACAAAGAGCUCUCCUUCUACAAGAAAACCAAGCGUGCCAUAGCCAGCAAGAAGUACAGCGUGUCCAAGCACGAGGCCGAGGUUACCACACCGAUUGAGCUGAUAAGUCGCGGCCCCGACGGUCGUUUUGUCAUGGAGACCAGCCCGCCACCCCGCCGCAUCCAGGGCUUUCCCUUCGCAGAGGAGUCCGACAUGUACCCUGAGUUCCGGCAGUCCGAUGAGGAGAAUGAUUUUGACCCUGGGCCUCUGCCGCCCAUCAUGCCCACGCUGCGGCCCCAGCUCUCCCCAACGUCCUCCAGCCUGGAGUCAACGCAGCCCCCUACCUACAGCCCCCGCCUACACAGGCCCAUGGAAGGUAUGAGCUUUGCAGAGGGCAGUGUACUUCACGCCUCAGGGCAGGCCCCCGCCUCCCGCUACAGGGGCUUUCCCCAGGGCCCAUUCUAUGGGUACUUAGGCAGCCGCGGUGAAUCAGGGAUCCCACCACCAUUCUACAUCCCUGACAUCAGCCCGCGUAGCUCCGCUCUGUCCUCCCCUCCAGGCACCGCCGAGGGGCCCUUUGGUUACCCCUCCAUCCCUGAGGAAAGCGGAGAGAUGGAGCACCAUCAGUACACCGCCUCAGGCCAUUCUCUGUCUCACACACACAGCCCUCCUCCUCGCUCACCUGAAAGCUGGCAGCCUCAUGAGUUACCCUUCCUGGGCCUUGAGGGUCCACGGUUCAUAUACCCACCACACCAUCCCCUACAUCAUCCACAGGACCUCCCUGACCCACCCUCGUACCCUACUCACACUCUCCCACCUAGUCGACUACAUUUCCCCUCCCUAAAGGAUCCGACCAGCCCUGGACUCCUGCAGCUGGAGGUUCCUGUGGCUCCCCCCGGCAGAGACAGGCCCCUGGGGCCUCCGGUUAGGCGUUUAGCUAUGCAACAGGCCCAAAGUCUAGGCCAGCUCAGACACACGGCCCACGGUGUGGGUGUACCAGUGUUGCCUUACCCUGACCCGGCAGCCCGUGCAGGGAGCCCAAGCACAGCCCCCAGUAGUAGCCCUCAGUCCUGGCUCAGCCCGAGGGCAGGGCGCCGGGCAGACCCCAGCCUCCCUCCACUAGUACUCCAGCCCUCCCGCCUGUCUCCGCUCUCCCAAAGCCCUCUUAGCACCCAGCCGGGCUCCCCAGAUAUUCUUGUGCGGCCCCCUCCACGCCCUGGCAUCCUCCGCACCUCUCGGUCUCUGGAGAUGCCAGAGAUCACCCUGCAGCCCUCGGCCACUGUCAGUUUCUCCCGGAGGUCCUCCUUGACUGCUUCCCCCACUCAGGGUCAGGGAGGCAGGCAACCCAGCCCCAGUUACCACGCCCACAUGUCGUAUGCCUCCACUGCAGCCAGUUAUCCCUCCCAGUCCCCCUCUCCCCCUCAGGAGGGCAGGGAUGUGUUCGGGCAGAGGCCAUCCCAGAGAAGGACAGAGGAGGAGAUGCUGCCCUCAGAGCCCUCUCAGCUCCAGAUAUCAGCCUCAGGGUAGGUGAUCCACUCCAGUAGAGAAUAGUCACAUGUUUAUAUAAAGGGGAGACUCGUCUCCUCCUCUGCUCUCUAUCUAUUUCAAAUUUCCUCAGCAUUUAUCCACAGUUUUACUUUGAUGUCUCCAUUUAGACAUUAAUAAGACGCAUAUUGUACUAUAUGCAGAGGGCAUGUAAUAGCAUUUAGCACACACUGUAUCACUUCUUAGCAGUACAGCUAACUACAGCAUGUGAAAUCUCAACCUGAUGUUUUAAUGUCUUUCUCAUUUGAAAACCACAUGACCGUAAUGAAAAUAUAAUGAAAAAUAACCACCGCAGGAACAUACAGAUGAACUGUUUAGCUGUUAGUUAUACAAACUACAAGUGUGCUGUUUUUAAAGCUCUGCUGUUUCCCAUGUUUUUAAUCUUUGAUUAAUGAAACUCUGAAUUAGUUAAUCCUACGCAGCUGGAUAUCAUUUAAAACAGAUUGGAGAAGCUAUAGGAGUAUAAAACUUAAAACACAACUUACGAAUUACUUUAAAGUUAGACUCAAAUGAAACAACUGUGACACUUAAUAAGCAACUACACAACUACACUAUUAUGGUAUGUAACAUCCAAAGAAACAGACAAAUUAUUGAAUAAAAGUUAGAAAAGUUCAUUUAUUCUCUUUUUGGUAGUAACUGUGAAGCUGCUUCAAGAAAAAAAAAAGCUUUGGGUUGCCAGGUUGGAAAAGUGACAAAUGAAGUCUUUUAGCUCUUAUCAUGAAUAAGGGUAAAAGAGCAGGUCAGCAGUAAUAGAUAAUGAUAAAUUUGCACUUUAAAGUCAACAGGACAAGACUUCACCAAUCACACAGACUCUUACUUUCUGGGUAAGUUUCCCAGAAAUGCCAACAAGGGCUGUCCAAACCAUCGACUCUAGAGAUGUGCUACAAACAUGAGUACUAUUUAAACAGUGAAUGCAGGUUUUGGAGGAUCCAAACUGGUAUUCCACCCAGAUGGUGCAAACCAUUUACACCUGAGCCCACUUGCAUAUAGCACCACCAGUCAUAGUUGUUAACUGGGAUCUAUUUCUCCAGAGAAGCGGACUUUUAAGGUUUAAUAUCGACAGUAAAUUUAGGGUGUUUUACCAAAAUGCAAACAAGAAUAUUAACUUAUUGUACAAACAAUAUAAAAUAUAUCUGUUUAUGUAUGAAUUUGACCAAAAAUAGCAUUUUAUUUCAUAGUUUUCAGGCCGUUCAUUAGAAGCUUCAUCCAAAAGAUAAAGCCGAGUUUUACCCUGGCAACCCAAGAAUAGCUAUCAUCAACAUUUUUAGAGUGUUUUAAUACAUUUGUGAGUGAUUUUAAAACAUUUAUAAUAGAGUGCAUAUUUAAACAUCUAUACAAUAUAUAAAAUCAGUAUUCUAAGCCAGUUUGUCGUGAAGGAAACCACAAAAUGUUGCUAGAAAGACCCAACAAUCUGGUAAAUGGUGCCCACCGCCAUCUACGGAUUAACAGACACAAAGCAGGAAAUCUCAUGCUUUUACACCCACAUCAAAACAUAGCUGAGACUUUUAUAGUUUCAUACCCCUCGGCAUUUCUUUACUGCACACUUUCCUGCGCCCCCUCACACCCACCUCACAACCCUAGAAGCUACAAUCACACAGUGGCUAAAGCCAUGAAGCAGAGACUCGCUCCUGCACUAUCACUGGCCUUUAAGGGAAGGUAGCUUAUAGGGCUGCUGCUGCUUUAUAGAGGGUAAGGGUCUUACGUGAUUUGUUUUUGAUUGAUCUCAGCUAUCUGGGCAGCGUUGUGACCCGGUCCCCUACGCCGCAAUAGGUAAGGGUCGGACCCAUGUCUGAGAGGGGAGGGGUCAGCAGGGGGAGGGCUCUAAUCACUCUCUCCUUUAAAGGGGAAUCGCUUUGGGUUGUGCCUCUGUGCUGGAUUCAAGUGAAGUACGACUAAUGGUAAUAAUGACUGCAGGACACAUUUGUCAAUACACUUUCACGGUACAGUAAGCCUGCUGUGGCGUAGGCUGCAGUAAUUAGGCUUGUGAGCAAGCAGGAGGAGUGGUUUUGGACUGUGGAGAAGCAUUUUUGUCUUUUGAUUGUUCGAGCAGAUAUGUUUCCCUGCACCAAAAAAAAACUACCAAAAGAAAAGCCUUGAAUCAAUAGAGGACGCACAUGAAUGAUAGACUGGAGUAUUCCCCUUUAAAGUUUUGUUCCAUGUGCAAAAUGCCAUGCAUGCAUUCUCUAAACUUCUCUCUACGACCAAACCAAUAACAACAAUUCUCAAACUAAAUUCUUUGUCACAUUUGUUGUCCUAAGUGCUUUCGUUUCUCUGUCAUGUGACUGUUUUUUAAUGGCCAUUUCCUCUUCCUGUCAUGUGACUUGUUCUUUAACGGCCAUUUCCUCUUCCUGCCAUCUCCUCCCGUCAGCAUGGUGAAGCCUCUGUACGCAGUGUUCAUGUUUAUGAAAGUGUGCUGUACAGUGUUUAUGUCUAUGGAAAUGUAUUUAACACGCUGUGGCCUCGACCCGCAGUUUAGUACUAUGAUGGAAAUGUUCUCUAUCUGUUCAGGAAUUCUUACAUUUGUCUCCCCCCCUCUGCUAAUGGUUCUCAAUCUCUCUCUCCACAGUGACAAGUGAUGGACAGCCUCUCUAAAGCUUUGUGUUUCGUUGCCUUUUUGAAAAGAUACAUGUUUGGCUCAAUAACCUGACUUAAUAAAGCAUUAAGUUGGGUUUUGACGCAGUUUGAUUAAAAUUCUUUGAGCCAAAAUGAACCCUCUUGCGCCUGAAUGUUAAUGCGUAAAGUUUUUGAGGGUGUUUGGAUUUAAUCUGCUUUAAAUGCAUCUCUCUAAUGGAGAUUGACAACAAAACCAGAGUAUUUGGUACGAGGUAAAACUGCUUAACUGUAUAAUAUGACCGUGAAGAUGCUUCAAUUUGAUGUGAUUAUCUUUUUCUACUGACUGACCAUUGAUUAUUUUUCAUUGAACGUAGCAUGUAUCACUCAUGAAAUGAAAAUAGUUCCCCAGGAUCCUUUUAAAAACGCCUGCACACAUUGCAUAUUAGUUCACACACUGUAGCAUCAACCCCAUACUGAAAAUAAAGGUAUUGGAAUAACUGAAUCGAUCAAACACGAUCUGCUUAAAGGAACAGUAGUUUGCUAGUUCCAGAAAUUAUUUUCAUUUUAUGAGUUUAAUACAACAACUGGAGCAAUAACGCCCAUUCUUCUGAAGCAGUCACUAUGUAAAGACCCAAACCUGUCGGAGCUCCGAUUUCAGUUUUUCUGAAAACCUGAAACCUUUUCUGUUUCAAAGAUCUCAAAACAUGCUCCAGGUUUUAAAAUUCUGAUUAUGGGACCCAAAUUCUUUCAACGACUUUACUCUCUACUCUCAAGGAGACGUUUUGUAGUCUGUGAAUGCAAAACUCUUUGCAACCUCGGACUGGUUCUUUAAUGUAAUGACUGUUUGAGAGGGCUCUCUCUAGCCAAUAAAUUCACCAAAUCCACUUCCAUUUUAUAUCAACUAUUCUUUCUUUGUUUUUCUCUUGCUCUUAGUGUGUGUCUAACUUUUAUCAUCCAUCAACGCAGAUAGAAAGUGGACAGUCAUCAUCCUAGUGAAAGGGCUCUCAGUAGAUGUGCAAAAGCUCAUAUUAUCAUAAGCUAGCAUUUGCUGAAUGUAGAAAUGCAAAAUGCCAUUCUUUAUUUUUUUUAUAUAUCUGGUAUGAAACCUAACAAGACUGUUGGAUUAAUGUAGGACAAUGUAUGCUGUGCUCUCUCUGCUCUUUCUAGGGAACCUCUAGGUGCGUCUAGUGAUCCUGCCGGGUCUGAGAGCUUACCAGCACUGCUACACCACUGUAUUACUAAAGCCAAAGGCGUGGCUGCCAACAACAAUAACAACACAACCUCUGCGAGGAGAACAGGUUUGUCCAAAGAUUCAAGAAACAAGGCAAGGCAUUAAUAGAGAAAAAAAAACACACGGGUGUUAUGUUACUCUUGGUCUUUUCCCUUUCAGGUGCGUGUCCCUCUCAGACCCAGCAGCAAUCUCAGACACCCCAAGAGGGAAAGGAUCUCAGCCUCCACAGAAAGAGGAAAAAGCAAAAGAAGAAGAACCCCUAUCACUAUUUGACCUCCUUACUGCACCGCAGGAAGUCAGAGGAGGACCAGACAGGCAUUCUGGCCAGUGCAGACUCUGAGGGCCCAAAUUAUGGGACUCUACACUGA
Xyrichtys novacula (pearly razorfish) is the source of this 70334-nucleotide messenger RNA. The record is from the annotation of a GenBank genome assembly. Lineage: Eukaryota; Metazoa; Chordata; Actinopteri; Labriformes; Labridae.